Messenger RNA from Podarcis lilfordi (Lilford's wall lizard), 51815 nucleotides. NCBI's taxonomy places the organism in Eukaryota, Metazoa, Chordata, Lepidosauria, Squamata, Lacertidae. The record is from the annotation of a GenBank genome assembly.
AUGUACCAGAGCUUAGCUAUGGCUGCCAACCAUUGCCCUCAGGCCUACGAAGGGGCGAGUGGCUUCAUGCACGGCGCGGCUGCCACUUCUCCUGUCUACAUCCCGACCACGAGAGUCGGCACCAUGAUUCCCAGCCUUCCUUAUCUCCAGGGGUCUGCCUCAUCGCAACAAGGCAGCCCCUCUGGCCACUCCAUCUGGACUCAGCCCGGAGCCGAGAGCGCCUCGUAUAACCCCGGCUCGACGCACCCGUCCGUCUCGCCCAGGUUCUCCUUCGCCGCCGGCUCCCCCAUCCCGACCACCACCUCCAGAGAGGGAGCCACGUACAGCAACCCCCUCAGCAUCACGGCCAACAGCAGGGAACAAUACGCCCGCAGUUUCAGUGGAUCUUACUCCAGCCCCUACCCAGCCAGCUACAUGACCCCGGAGCUGGGGGCCACUUGGACUUCCUCGCCCUUCGACAACCCCAUGCUCCAUAACCUCCAGAACCGGGGGACCCCAGGAGGGACUAGACACCCCAACCUAGGUAAGAUCCGCUCUCUCUGUUACCUUUACAAUACAAUGCAAUAAUCUUUAUUGUCAUUGUCCCAUAGAGAAGAACAAAAUUGAAAAAAUCUACAGCAGAUAUUCAGAAACCCACAAGCCUGCUAUCCCAGCUAUCCCAGCCUGUUUAGCCCCUAAAAACUCUGAUACCCCAUAAUUGAAUACAAUAUACCCACAUAAAGACUACCUUACACUGCAUUUAAAACCAAAAUCGCAUUUGGGUAGAAACUCUUUCUCAGGUGGCUAGUCCUAGUCUUUAUAACCCUGUACCUUCUUCCAGAAGGCAGAAGCUGAAAGAGAUCAUUUCCGGGGUGCGCACUAUCCUGCGCUAUGUCUUAUGGCACCUGGAAGCAUAGAUUUGAUCCAAGGUGGGAAGAGUGCACCCAAUUAUUCUCUCCGCAGUCUUUACAACCCUGGACAGCAUUGUUUUCCCCCUGACCAUGCAACUCCCAAACCACACACACAGACCAUAAGUUAAUACACUCUCAAGAGUACAAUGGUAAAAUGCCAUCAACAGGUCCUUUGAGAGAUUGUCUUUCCGAAGGAUUCUCAGAUUCUUUAGUUAGGGUCUUUCUGGAAGGAAAGAAAAAAGCGACAUUGCUAAGCAGGUUCUGGGGAUGCUGAUUUUGAACUGACCGGCAUCUAACCAAUUAACGAACUGAAAAAUUUAUCUGGAGAAGAGGGCGUUUUGAAAUAAUAUUUUUAUGCUUAACUGCAAAAUCGUAGAUGCGAACAAAUAAGGUGCAAGGAAGCAAAUGAAAGCAUCUGUUCACAAACGAUAACAGAGUUUGUGUUGGUUAGAGUGUGGUGCUGAUAACACCAAGGUUGCAGGCUUGAUCCGCAUAAGGGACAACUUCUUAUUCCUGCAUUGCUGGGGUUGGACUAGAUGACCCUCAUGGAUCCCUCCCAACUCUGAGAUUCUUUGAUUCUUUGAAAUGGAAGGCUGCAUAAAGUUGUGCUUUGCUGCUAAACUUGUUCCAAAGCGUUACAAUGAAUGCCCAUCUUUCUAUGAACUUGUUGGGUUGAUUUAUGUGUGUACUUUUAUGAUAAGUUAGUCAUUUUUACUAUAGACCAAACUUUUAUCAAAGCAUUCAAUGUACUCUCCAUUCCGUUCCUCAGUUCUUAGCUAUUGUGAUCCUUACUGCUGACUGCUGUUUCCUGCUCAUACAUUUAGGUGAACUCUGAAUAUUCUACUACUUGGUUAUUUGAAGGAUGUUAUCUCUGAAAAUGAGGACAUUAAAAAAAUAUCUUUCUUUUCCAUGAGUGUCAGUUAACUUAACCAUGAAUAGUAAUUAAAAGGCUACUCUAGGAAAAGAAUUGGGAACAUCGUACAUUCCACUUUAGGAAAAUAUAAACAGAGCUAAUUCUUUCUUUUUUAAAGUUCUGGAUCCAUCUGUAUUGCUAAGUAAAAACAAAAAUCCGAAUGAUGCUGAUUUCAGAGAGAAUGCCUUUCCUCCAUUGUUGGUUUUGUUUUGGUUUUUUUCAAAAUUAUUAUUCAUUUUAUAACACAAAUAGACAACACAAACGGAAAAACAAACAAUACAAACAAAUUCUUGUCUUAUCCUUAUUUUUUCUAAACAUUGUUAGGUGGGCUUCCCCAAGUCUCCUCUAUCUGAUUUUCAUUUUACCUCAUCUUUAGCACUUUACAUAUAUCAUAAUUUCUAACUAUUUUCUUUUUUUAAAUCACGCUUACUUUAACCAUAAAAAUCUUCACAUUUUACCACUUACAAAUAAUACUAUUCAGUUGUUGGUUUUGGGGGAAAUCUGAUUGAGUGCUAUGAGGUUUCAAAGGUAUUUUUAUAUGCAUAUGUUAGUUCUUUUAAAUGCAGAGGGACUGAACUUGAACAUGCCUUGCCUUAAGGCUGCUAAAGACCCAGCAGUCUGUGCGUGGGGCCCUGAUCCGGUAGCUCCAGGCUGGGGAAAAAGCAAGCUUCCUGCUUGAUUUAGGACACAAAGGGAAAGUGAUGAGUUUCUUUCCCUGUAAGGAUGGAAGCAACUAAACACUUCAUUGAGGCCAUAGGGUGAUGUUUAAUCUGCUGCUAAAGAUGCCAUAUUUUUUCCUCUCUCCUUUGACUUUAGAGCUUUUGUUGAAAUGAAUUAAAACUAUUUGACAGGUAGGGUUCUAAUCCCAGGAGACUUUGUUAGCAAUAAGAAGGUUACCAGAUUGCUCAAGAAAUCCAGCCCGUACACAAACACACCACAACAUCCAGUUGCAAAGGAAGAAAUUGGGAGUGAAAUCAACUAGGGAGACUAAGCAUUUUGAUGUGGUUCUGACGUGUCUGAAACUGGGAGAGAAAGGUUGGAUUCCACAAUCGCUAUUCUGGAGGACCUCAAGCCAGUCCUAACCUACGUAUCAGGGUUGUUGUGAAGGUAAAAUGGGGAGCGGGAGACCUUGAGCAGCUUGGAGAAAAUGUGAGAGGUACAUGUAACGAAAUUAAAACGUGAAUAGGAAAUCAUGUUUUCAAACAGGCAGAAGCAACAAACUUGCAGCACCUUAAGACUUGGCAUGUUGCAAAUAUAUCUCUUUCCUGUAUGGUAGGACAACAUUGUAGUUGGUGCUAGUCAAAUCUCCUGGGUGAGGGGUAGGGAGGUGACAUUGAAUUAGUGGGGUGCCAUAAUAAUAAUAAUAAUAAUAAUAAUAAUAAUAAUAAUAAUAAAUUUUAUUUAUACCCUGCCCUCCCCAGCCAGAGCCGGGCUCAGGUCGGCUAACACCAAUAAAAUUUCAGUAAAAACAUAAUUGGGAGGGGGGGGGACACAAUUUAAAAUACAGGUUUAAAUGCAAUUUAAAAUGCAGCCUCAUUUUAAAAGUAGCCCAUAGAUCAAAACCAUAAGGGGAGGGAAACAUAAGGGUCACAUUGAGUCCAAACCAAAGGCCAGGUGGAACAGCUCUGUCUUGCAGGCCCUGCGGAAAGAUGUCAAGUCCCGCAGGGCCAUAGUCUCUUGUGACAGAGCGUUCCACCAAGUCGGGGCCAGUACUGAAAAGGCCCUGGCCCUAGCUGAGACCAGUCUAACCACCUUGUGACUUGGGACCUCCAAAAUGUUGUCAUUUGUGGACCUUAAGGUCCUCUGUGGGACAUACCGGGAGAGGCGGCCCCAUAGGUACGAGGGUCCUAGGCCGCAUAGGGCUUUAAAGGUCAAAACCAGCACCUUAAACCUGACCCUGUACUCCACUGGGAGCCCGUGUAGUUGGUAAAGCACUGGAUGAAUGUGAUCCCGCGGUGAGGACCCCGUAAGGAGUCUCGCUGUGGCAUUCUGCACCCGCUGGAGUUUCUGGGUCAGCUUCAAGGGCAGCCCCGCAUAGAGCAAGUUACAAUCAGUUCCCUUGAUUGUGGAGGUGACCGUUGCAUGGAUCACUGUGGCCAGUGAUCCAUGAAGGAGGUCCUUCUCUCAGAUGAUAUCAUAGAACUGCAAAGUUGGAAGGGACCCCCUCUACAAUGUAGGAAUCUCAGCUAAAGCAUCCAUGACAGAUGGCCAUCCAACUUUUGCUUUAAAACAUCCAAGGAACUAGGAGACAUAUCUCCAGAUUUAAGAUUUCCGAGAACGGAGGGGAUCUGGUGGAGAGCCUUGAUGCCAAAUGGGACAUUUGCGUUUGGAGAAAAGGCGAUUCGGAAGUGGCACGAUGAUAGAAGUUUCUGAGUCAUGCAUGGCACGAAGGAAGGGGACAGAAGAAAGUAUUUGUCCCUCUCUCAUAACACUAGGACCAGAGGCCAUACAAUGAAGCUGGAUAGGCAAAAGAAAGCACUUCUUAACAAAGGAGGAAUGGUUAAGUAAACUUUGUGAGUACAGUGGUACCUCGGGUUAAGUACUUAAUUCGUUCUGGAGGUCUGUUCUUAACCUGAAACUGUUCUUAACCUGAUGCACCAUUUUAGUUAAUGGGGCCUCCUGCUGCUGCCACGCCGCCGGAGCAUGAUUUCCGUUCUCAUCCUGAAGCAAAGUUCUUAACCUGAAGCACUAUUUCUGGGUUAGCAGAAUCUGUAACCUGAAGCGUAUGUAACCUGAAGCGUCUGUAACCCGAGGUACCACUGUACCUGGAAUUAGCAAAAUUGAAGGAUUUAAUAAGGCAUAAGUCAAAAAUUUUAAUUCAGGAACAAUGGAUUAACAUGUUUAAAUGAUUAAGCAGAGCUCAAAUACAAAAGUUUGGUUGUGUCUAGACUAACCUUGUGAAGAAUGCAGAGAACAUAAAGAUUUGAUUGAUUAUGAAAGAAUCUAAGGAAGGGAAAUGAUUCAAGAACAGAUGUAAAUGCGAGUAAGACAACUAAGAGACGUGAGGUGAACGCAGUGGAAGUCAUUUAUAAUAUUUUAACUAAGAUUUAUAUGUUGCAGUAUUUGAAGCAAGAAUUUGGUAAUUUUCCAGGUUAUGAAAAGUAUUUUUCCUAUUCUUUUGUCUUUUGUCUUUAUAUUUUUUUUAUUUUUCCUUUCCUUUUCUUUUUAUUAGUUUUCAUUUUGGAAAGUGUUCUUAUGGUGUUAUGUAUUGUUCUUUAAUUUCUAUUUUUUGAAAAAAUAAUAAAAAAAGAAAGCACUUCUUUGCACAGUGGUAUCAUUCAACUGUGGAACUCUCUCCCACUUGAGACAGGGAUGGCCACCAAUUUGGGAGCCUUUAAAAGAGGAUUAGGCACAUUCACGGAGGAGAGGUUUUAAUGACUGCUCUGCUCUGCCUCGAAGAGAUACUUCCAAAUACUAGUUGCUGUAAACCCCAGGAGGAGAGAGGGCUCUUGUGUUCGAAUCCAGAAGGCUCUUAUUAUGUUCCUAAUCAUUUAUAGACAGGCUGGUGCAGUAGUUGAGUGUGGUCAGUCCUUUAUCUUUGAGGAUAAGGCUGUCCAUGGAUGCUGGCCACAAUGGCUAUGUUCCCAGUCCCAUGUCGGAAGCACGAUGACCCUGAGGCCAUUUGAUGGAAAUCCCCAGUGGGGAAAACACUAUUGCUUGUGGGAUUCUGCAGGCAUGUGGUUACCUACACAAGAUGCUGGAGAAUUUGAGCCUGUGGCAUGAUCUGAUGGGGUUUUCUUUAGGUGCGUAUGAAAACACUCGAGACUGCUUAGUGUCUGGGCCAACAGCUGUGUUUAGGGCAGUUGGGAGAGCAUGAGACGUCAAGGUCGUGGGUUUGAACCCCACACUGGGCGAAAGAUUCCUGCAUUGCAGCGGGUUGGACUAGAUGACCCUCACAGUCUCUUCCAACUCCACUACAAUUCUAUGAUCCCACAGCAAAUGCUCAGAAACAUUUCAAUAGGAUUUAGGUUCUGUUCCAGUUCUGAUGGGGUCAGGGCCAGAUUUAGGUUUGAUGAGGCCCUCAGCUACUGAAGGUAAUCGGGCCCUUUAUAUGUCCAGCUGUCCUUUGUCAACAGCAAAUUGUCGCUGUUUUUGGUGUUGAAUAUAUGCUACAUGGUAAUUUAUGGACCUGAUAGGUAUCUCAAGCCAUUUGCACAUGUUGCCGUGUGACCAGUCCAUGCAGAAUGUAGGCACCCUAUAUAUAGAAAGGAGCAAAGCAGUGAUAUUUUAGGGAGCAGGCGAGCAGGAGGAGCCCAUUACUUGCAUCAUAAGAGCCUACACAACACAAAACACUGUUGCUGUAUGUAGGUUUUAUUUUAUUUGUUUUUUAUCUUAUAUUUUGGAAAUGUACAUCCAGUUGUUUUUCCUUUAAAUUUUUUGGGGGCCCCCAAGAGAGUGGGGCCCUAAGCUACCGCUUGUUUAUAGCUUAUAUGUAAAUCUGGCACUGAAUGGGGUUUGUAUUCAGAGUGGGUUGGACUUCCCAGGAUACCCUCAGACAUCUCUGCUGUUUAGAGUGUUGGAGUGAGACACAGAAAACCGAGGUUCAAAUAUCCACUUGGAUAUUUGGGGUGACCAUGGACCUAUCAUGAACUUUCCGCCUAACUCACUUUUCUGGGUUGUUGUGAAAAUAAAAUGGGGAGGGGGAGCAACAUGUACGUCCCAUUGAGCUCCUAAGGGGAGAGGUGUGAUAUAAAUGCAAUUGAUAUAAGGAAGGGCCACGGUUUAGUGAAUAAGCAUCUGCUAUGCAUGCAGGUUCAAUAUUGCUGGCAUCUCCAGGUAGAACUGGAAUAGACGGCAUUGCCUGAAAUGCUUGAAGCUUGAUGCCAAUCAGUGUAGAAGAAGAAGAAGAAGAGUUUGGAUUUGAUAUCCCGCCUUUCACUCCCUUUUAAGGAGUCUCAAAGCGGCUAACAUUCUCCUUUCCCUUCCUCCCCCACAACAAACACUCUGUGAGGUGAGUGGGGCUGAGAGACUUCAGAGAAGUGUGACUAGCCCAAGGUCACCCAGCAGCUGCACGUGGAGGAGCGGAGACUCAAACCCGGUUCCCCAGAUUACGAGACUACCGCUCUUAACCACUACACCACACUGGCUCUCAACGCUACUGGACUCGAUGGACCAAUGGACUGGCUUGCCAUAAGAUAGCUUCCUACGUGGUUGGCAUCUGUCUGAGUGCAGGUGUGUGCCUUUGGGGGUGAAGUCAAACUAAUAAUAAUAAUAAUAAUAAUAAUAAUAAUUUUUAUUUGUACCCCGCCCUUCCCAGCCAAGGUCGGGCUCAGGGCGGCUAACAAGCAAUAAUAAAAACAAGUUGAAUGAAUGCAACUUAAAAACAAAAUUAAAAUACAACAUUAAAAUAUUGAAACAUUAAAAUAUUAGAAUGCCUCAUCGCAGGAGAAGGAAAAGAAAAAAGAAAGAGGGGGAGGGAAUCAAAUUGGCUCCAAGCCAAAGGCCAGGCAGAACAACUCUGUCUUACAGGCCCUGUGGAAAGAAAUCAGAUCCUGCAGGGCCCUGGUCUCAUGAGGCAGAGCGUUCCACCAGGCUGGGGCCAGUGUUGAAAAGGCCCUGGCUCUGGUUGAAGCCAAUCUAACUUCCUUAGGGCCCGGGACCACUAGGGUGUUGCUAUUUAUGGACCUUGAGGUCCUCCGUGGGGCAUACCGGGAGAGGCGGUCCCGUAGGUACGAGGGUCCUAGGUCGUGAAGGGCUUUAAAGGUCAAAACCAGUGCCUUAAAUCUGACUCUGCACUCCUCCGGGAGCCAGUGCAGCUGGAAAAGCACUGGGUGAAUAUGCUCCCAUGGCAGAGAUCCCGUGAGGAGCCUCGCUGCAGCAUUCUGCACCCGCUGGAAUUUCUGGGACAGCUUCAAGGGCAGCCCCGCGUAGAGCGAAUUACAGUAGUCAGUAACUGGAGAGUUACAGCACUUGCUGCGACUGUAGAGACUGAUACGGGAGAGGCAUGCUCAUGUUGCACCUGGAGCAGACAAAGUCAUCCAGUUUCGCUGUUACAGAUGCACGUGUAUACAGUGGUACCUUGGUUCUCAAACUUAAUCCGUCCCGGAGGUCCGUUUGACUCCCGAAACGUUCUAAAACCAAGAUGUGGCUUCCGAUUGGCUGCAGGAGCUUCCUGCACUGAAAGGGAAGCAGCGUCGGAUGUUCGGCUUCUGAAAAACGUUCGCAAACUGGAACACUUACUUAUGGGUUUUUGGUGUCCGGAAGCUGAUUAGUUCAUCAACUAAUCCGUUCGAGAACCAAGGUUCCACUGUAUACAUUCAACCUGCAACUUGCAUGCAUUUAACUUGUGUGCAUUUAGCUUUACACGCUGGGCAAACUAUAAAAAUAAAAAGGAGCUGUUGUCUUGGGCGGAGGAAAGACUUUGGCAGUCCCACCCACCGUUGCACCCAAUGUGUUUUGACUAUAUGAGAUUUUGGCUUUAGGACAUCACUGCCUCCUAAUUUUCAGGCUCCCUGUCGAUUUUCUGCUGGGAUGCAGCUGUUUGUUCCUGGUUCUGGCCUUCAAUGCGCAGGUAAUGCCUGUGACUUUGUACUUUGCUGCAAGGCCUGAUAGGUCAGCCCUUCCAAGCGCACCCAAAUAUGCAAGACAAACACACUGCGUUCAAUCAUGGCCUUUUGUUGAUGUGACAAGGACAAUUUAUUGGCUUGUGUUGGAAAAAGAGCUGGCAGAGUUGUAAAAGGAACAUGCAAAUGUUUGCUUGGGCCGGCUGAGAAGGAGAAUAGGACCCUUAGAAACCUGGCUCCCUUCCUUCUGUAAUUAUACAUCAUUCAAAUAGCAACUCCAGGAACCUCUGACUGGUAGGCAGGAGGUGUUGCUUGCAAUUGGAUUUGGCUGCUCUCCUUAGUAGGGAUUUAAGGAAGACAGGAGUUGGGUUUUUCUCCCUUUUUAAAAGGGAGGAUCCAGAGAUACUUAAGCUUUGAACUUAAAGAGUCUAUAAGCCUGCAGUUGCUACCAAUUUGCACUUCUUAUAGGUUCUCACUUGUUGGGAGCUGUGGGCAAGGUAGCUUGGUGGUAGAGGGUUGCCAGAAGAGAAUUUCAGGUUCCAUCCCUGGGUGUCUCCAGGUAGAACGAGUGUCCGGCGUAGAUGGGCCAAUGGUAAAAACAGCUUCCUGUGUCAAUCAGAAUUUGAAAACCCAUAUUGGAUGCACCUUGACCAUUCUGCUCCCUCCCACUCUCUGAAGGCAGAAUUGCACAUCCAAGCCAACUGGAAAAGAUCCUGUCUUUGCAUCUCUGUGUUUGUCUGUCUAGCUGCUGCUUCUUCUUUGGCGAUCCCUCGUAGCCAAGGAAGAUUGUCUUCAAUAAACACGGUUUUAAAAGUGAGUCUGUAAGUGACUGUGGAGGCCAAUUCUGGAUCCACACAUCCUUCCACAGUGGGGACAUUGGUUUCCGGAUGGGAGUUGAUCACAGUGUGGAUUUGCCAAGUGUGCCUUCCUCCUAGCAUGUUUCUCCCUUGUGUUCUGAGUUCGAGUGUCUUCAAAACCCAUGACACCUUUGGUAGAGGCUGUUCUCCAACUGGAGCGCUCGCAGGCCAGUGUUUCCCAGUUGUCGGUGUUUAUACUACAUUGUUUUAGAUUUGCCUUGAAACAGUUUUUAAACCUUUUUUGCUGACCACCAGCAUUACGCUUUCCAUUUUAAAGUUCGGAAUAGAGUAGUUGCUUUGGAAGACGAUCAUCAGGCAUCUGCACAACAUGACCAGUCCAGUGAAGUUGAUGUUGAAGAAUCAUUGCUUUGGCACUGGGGAUCUUUGCUUCUUCCAAUACACUGACAUUAGUUCGCCUGUCUUCCCAAGUGAUAUGUAAAUUUUUUUGGAGACACCUUUGAUAGAAUCUUUUAAGGAGUUGGAGAUUAAAUAACUAACCAUUUGCUGCCAUUUCAAAACACCCCAUACAAGGCCAUUUUGGUGAGGUGAGAUGGCUGCCUGAAUAGUAAUAAUAAUUUAUAAUAAUAAUUUGUCUGACUUCUGAAAUGUUUGAAAACCAACGUGCAGCUUCUGAUUGGUGCUGGUGCCCCAGAAACAAUAGCCGACAGCCACAUCAGAUGUUUGGCUUCCAAAAAAUGUUUGAAAACCGGAACACUUACUUCCAGGUGUUUGGCGUUUAGGAACCAAGGCAUUUGAGAAACAAGGUACCACUGUAUGCAUCCCCACUGAAGACCAUUAGAUCAUCAGGCUGGCUCAUGAUUUAGGUGGUUUAGAAGUGGUCGUCCUAAAUAUCCACAGCAUGCUAGUAGAGGGCUUUGCGAUAUACAUAAUUCUUAAAGGCAGAUGAGUGUCACUUGUUUGGGAUCUCCUCUUCUGUACUGCAGUAAGUCCAAUGGAAGCCAGCAGUGCUAAUUCAACUCAGCGUGUUGUUGUUGUUGUUUGCCUUGGCCCUGAACGUUUUUCAAAUAACCAGCCUCUGGUUUCGGUUCCUAUCGCCUUUCUCUACAAGCAGAAUUCUAGGAUUCGGUCGACAGUAGGCCAUAAACUGAAAACAGUUCCCUUGAUUGUGGCAGAUUCAACCCACAACUUUUGCUACAGCUGCAGCUGCCUUCAUGUCCAGCUUGGUUCAUGUGAAAAUAAGGAAGACCAUGAUGAUUUAUUAUUAUUUUUUUAAAUGAAAGGUGCCAGGAUUUGAAGUCAACACUCUUUGGCCAGAGAGCAAAUUCCUAAAUUCAAGAGGUGCACUGACAACAUUAUUGUUGCUUCCUCUGUUCCUGGUGUUCCAACACGGACCUCAAAUUGAAUCUAAGGCACUAGUCCUCAGUGUGGACCGGCUUCUGCAUUACGGUGACCGGAUCUCAAGUGAGCUGCAACAGUGACGCUACCAUGUUGCAGAUAUAUGAUGAAAAAUCGAGAAACGGGUCCCUAGAUGCAGGUCUGUAUCACAAAAGGUUGAAGAUUGCUGUUCUAAGAGCAGAUUUCAACUGAAAAGAGUCAUUUUCAGAUAUGUGUUGGGAAGGUUUCUAUGUGUGAUGUUCAGUGAUAAUUAAAUUGCUGCCGUUACGGUUAAAAUAAAGACAUAAAUCAUUUUUUAAAUGUGGUUUGCUUAGGGGUAGUGUGCUUCCUGAUACUUUCUUUUUUAUAUAUACACACAUUGUUAUUAAUUUUUUAACAUAUCCUUUCCAACAGUCAUUUAACAUACAUUUUUAUCUUAUACAAUUUUUUUAGACUUCCCUCAACUACCUCUGAAGAUUUUCCAUUCUUUAUCACUUAAUCUGCAUUUCUUAAUUUCUCUAUUACUUAUAAUUAUUACUUAUAAUUAUUUUAAUUAUCCCUAACUAAUAUUCUCUUCUUAAUAUUCCUUGCAAUAUUUUGCAUAAUCCUCCUUACAAAACUUCUUGCAGUCCUACUAGCGUAAUCUAUUUAUUACAAUUGCUUUUCAGAUAGUUCAAAUAUUUACUCCAGUCCUCUAAGAAUCGUUGGUCCCGCAAGUUUCGAAUCCUUCCUGUCAAUUUGUCUAAUUCUGCAUAGUCCAAUAAUUUCAUUUGCCAUUCUUCUUUUGUCGGUAAUUCGUGCUUCCUGAUACUUUCAGCGUAAACUAGAAUAUUUUUUUUGUGUGUUUUUUUUUAAAAGCAGUGGUUUGUGUCUUUUUUGACUGGACCCCAUUGGUAAAACUGGUUGUGGCUGAUGGGAGUUGGAGUCCCACAACAUCUGGGGGUGGGGUGAGGCAUAGGCUCCCCUUCCCCAUUUUACCGAAAUAAGUGGGACAUGCUCAUCAUGACUAAUGGGGUAGAGGGAGAGCUAGUUCUUGCUUGCUUCUAGUUGUGUAUCCCUCAAAAUUCUGCAGCCGCCGCGAUCAGCUCACCAGCCAAUGUUUCAUUUUUAAAAAUGAGCCUUCUUAAAAUAUUGGGGGACUGGGGAGCAGAAUAAGUCCAGAUAUUUCAAGUUAAGGCACCUGUGCACUGCUGUAAAUACUAUUUCAUUCUUGUACCUCAUACAAAAGGACCCGGGUGGCACUGUGGGAGUGGGACCCGGCUUGGCAUGGGAGAGUGAAGAGCAGGUCCAUGUCCAGACAUGGCAGCAACUGAGAAUGCCUGAUUUUGGAGGGGCGUGGAGGUGGAAUGGAGAAAGAGAGAGAAAAACAGAUUAUCAACGGAAGUGCAGGGGAAGGAAGUAAUUAAGAGCAGCAACUCGCAAUUAUACACAAUAAUAUGCUUAAUAGAGAUGAAUUAUACCCUAGUGCAAGGAACGUGGGUGGUGCUGUGGUCUAAACCACAGAGCCUAGGACUUGCUGAUCAGAAGGGUUUUGGCAGUUCGAAUCCCCACGAUGGGAUGAGCUCCUGUUGCUCGGUCCCUGCUCCUGCCAACAUAGCAGUUCGAAAGCAUGUCAAAGUAGAUAAAUAGGUACCGCUCUGGCGGGAAGGUAAACGGCGUUUCCGUGUGCUGCUCUGGUUCGCCAGAAGCGGCUUAGUCAUGCUGGCCACACGACCCGGAAGCUGUACGCUGGCUCCCUCGGCCAAUAAAGCGAGAUGAGCGCCGCAACCCCAGAGUCGGCCACGACUGGACCUAAUGGUCAGGGGUCCCUUUACCUUUACCUUUACCUCGUACACCUCCGUGGCUACCCAAAGUCCACUGAACUUCGGAGCUCACAUGUGAAUUAUAAGCAACCACAGAGCAGUUUUAUGAAUAUAUGCCUCCACUUUUAAUUGUGGGGAAGGGAAAGAGAGAUGUACCCCAGUGAAUUCUUGAUAAUCACAUUUAGGGAGCUGUUUGGUUGUAAGUUGCUUUGAGUUAAAGGUAAAGCUACCAGCAAAUUUUGCAAAUGAAUUAAUAAACAAACAAGCAGGGAGCGUGACAUUGUAGCUCUGAAAGAAAUGUGAAACUCGCUGCAACACACGCAGUCCCACACUCAUCCUUGACAAGCAGCUAGCCCUCAUUGUUUUUUAUACUUUACUUGUGCUCUCCAUGUUUCUCUGUGCUUUGGGGGGGGGGGUCAGGGAGUCAGCCCGAGUGUUGUUUUCAAUCGAGGAAACCUCUGAGCUUUCCUUGGCUGGAAACAGUUUAUUCUAGGCGAGGGUUCAGCUCUGCAGAUAACAACAAUGAAGUCCUGUUCAUGUUGCAAUUGCCAGCACUUUUUAAUAUGCCGCUGCCAGAGAUAUGUUUGAAAUACACAAGCCAAACGGGGUGAGAAUGAAAGGAGACCACUCUUGGCAGAUUGCAAAAAAAUCUAUAAUGUUUUGGGCUUUUAAAGCUCCUAAGAUGUGAGUCCAUAAACCUUUUCAAGGUCUUAUAUUUUCAAGGACACUUGUGAAUCUCCCUUUCAAUCCAAAUUUCUAUGGUGGUCCGAGACGAUCUCAAAUAGCUUCUAAUCCAUUUCACUGCUCCUAUUUUGUCCUGAUUUUGCUUGGGGGGGGUCCCUUCUUAAAAGCGCAUUAUUACACACAUCCAUGCAUUAGAACUGCUUUUUUUAAGCUGGUCCUUGUUGUCAAUACAGCAUCAGCAUGUGUAUCAUUUUGCUGAGAAUAGGAGGGAAGUCAGGUCUCUGCCCCAAGGAACCUACAAUCCAAAAUUGACAAAAUGGAGAUGACUGAGGAAGGGGAGGGAGGGAUAAGCACAAUGGAAUUGCUCCAAUUGUACAUUCUUGAGCAGGGGCAACACGCUCUGCCCAACAGUGAAAUUGGGCUUUCUUUCUUUCUUAAUAAUAAUAAUAAUUAAUAAUAAUACUUUAUUAUUUAUAACCCACCCAUCUGGCUGGGUUUACGCAGCCACUCUGGGCGGCUUCCAACAAAAUAUUUAAAAUACAAUAAAAUAUUUUAUUUGGAUUUGAUGUUAAUGUUUGAAUCCUGCUUGAGCUCAAAGCAGCUCAUGAAAAUCACAGUAGCAUUAAAAACAACAAAUGUAGGAAUCAUGAUAAUAUCAAAUACAGUGGCACAUAAAUAAAGGAAACAGCAACAAAAAAUAAUCAUCAUCAAGGCAUCCAAUACAAUUCAAUAAAGUCAUCAUGCUUUCUUGUUGUUAACCACUGUACCAUACUGCCCCCUGCAAGUGUUGGAGAAUCUGUUCUUUUAAAAGAAGAAGAAGAGUUUGGAUUUGAUAUCCCACUUUAUCACUACCCUAAGGAGUCUCAAAGCAGCUAACAUUCUCCUUUCCCUUCCUCCCCCACAACAAACACUCUGUGAAGUGAGUGAGGCUGAGAGACUUCAGAGAAGUGUGACCAACCGAAGGUCACCCAGCAGCUGCGAGUGGAGGAGCCGGGAAUCAAACCCGGUUCACCAGAUUAUGAGUCCACUGCUCUUAACUACUACACCACACUGGCUCAUCAGGACUUCCCUUCCAAAUGAAGACUCAAAACUAAUCUCCUAGACCCAGAAGGCUUCACUGAGUAAUGUGUCACCAACUGGCACAAAGAGUGCUGUGCUGUUUUUAUCAUGUGUAUUUUAAUAGAUUUUAAAAGUAUUUUUAAUUACUUGCGAACCAAUUCUCUUUUAUACGUUUUUAGCUUUCUGUAUUUUAUCUGUGUUGUAAGUUACUUUGAGUCUUGGUCUGGUGGAAAUGUGUGAUUAUAAAUUAUCAUCAUCAUCAUCAUUAUUCAACCAGGAUAUUUCAGCUGCAAAUGGGCAUUGUAUGUUCAGAGUGUACAUAUGUGUUCUGAGUGGCUCAGUCAGUAGAACGCAAGACUUUUAAUCUCAAGAGUCAAGGGUUCGAAUCCCACAUUGAGCAAAAGAUUCCUGCAUUACCUGAGGUUGGACUAGAUGACCCUCGCGACCCUUUGCAACUCUACAGUUCUGUGAUUCUAUGAUUGCUACUCCAGGAGAACAACAAACCAUGCCCUUGGAGGUGCUUACAAGCAUCGCUGCAAUUCUCAGCCCCAAGGCUGACUCUCAAGGUGUUGGAAGGCCAACAAGUUGGAAGGAACAGCUAACGGUGGUCAUUAAGGGGGGGAAAUUGAGCAGCUGUGGGGAAGGAAAGGUGCAAAAAGAACCCUGGAGUGAUUUUAGGGAAUCAAAUGACAGCGAACAUAUGGAGAGAAACAUUUUUUCCAUUUACCCUGCUUGUGUGCUUUUUAAAAAAUCCUCCUAAGGCAACUGAACAAGAGGAAUGCCUUUUGCUGUGGCAAUCUCUACAGCACCCCUGCCUAACUUCCGAUUUAAAAAGUCAAAUAACCGCAGCACAAGACAUCUGCUUGAACACUGUGAGUCACAGGCCUUUGAUCUGACCCUAUAUUCCUAAAAUUUCUUGCAUGCUAAUAGGUGGAACCUCAUAGCUGGAUUUUCAAUGCCUGACAUAGGAGAUAUCAUCUAUCAAGGGGUCCAUUCCAGCUCCACCAGGUGGGAUGGACCUUUCUCGUCCCUAGCAGGUUUUUAAUCCCAAGCCUGAAUUAAGAUUGCCGGAAGAAAUAUCAACAACCUCAGAUAUGCAGAUGACACAACCUUGAUGGCGGAAAGUGAGGAGGAAUUAAAGAACCUUUUAAUGAGGGUGAAAGAGGAGAGCGCAAAAUAUGGUCUGAAGCUCAACAUCAAGAAAACGAAGAUCAUGGCCACUGGGCCCAUCACCUCCUGGCAAACAGAAGGGGAAGAAAUGGAGGCAGUGAGAGAUUUUACUUUCUUGGGCUCCAUGAUCACUGCAGAUGGCGACAGCAGUCACAAAAUUAAAAGACGCCUGCUUCUUGGGAGAAAAGCAAUGACAAACCUAGACAUCAUCUUAAAAAGCAGAGACAUCACCUUGCCAACAAAGGUCUGUAUAGUUAAAGCUAUGGUUUUCCCAGUAGUGAUGUAUGGAAGUGAAAGCUGGACCAUAAAGAAGGCUGGUCGCUGAAGAAUUGAUGCUUUUGAAUUCUGGUGCUGGAGGAGACUCUUGAGAGUCCCAUGGACUGCAAGAAGAUCAAACCUCUCCAUUCUGAAGGAAAUCAGCCCUGAGUGUUCACUGAAAGGACAGAUCCUGAAGCUGAGGCUCCAAUACUUUGGCCACCUCAUGAGAAGAGAAGACUCCCUGGAAAAGACUCUGAUGCUGGGAAAGAUGGAGGGCACAAGGAGAAGGGGAUGACAGAGGACGAGAUGGUGGGGCAGUGUUCUUGAAGUUACCAGCAAGAGUUUGACCAAACUGCAGGAGGCAGUGGAAAACAGGAGUGCCUGGCGUGCUCUGGUCCAUGGGGUCACGAAGAGUUGGACACGACUAAACAACAACAUGGGUGUUUUAGUUGAGAUUCCUGCAUCAUAGGGGGUUGGACUAGAUGACCCACAGGGUCCCUUCCAACUCUACGAUUUUAUGAAUGAAUGAACCUCUGCCCAUGGAAGGAGGAGCAUGCUCACAGAAGUCAGUAAACACUACGCUCCUCCCAUGGAUAUGGCAGAAACGGAACUAUAAAAAUGGUUCGUUUUCUUCUUCCAAAUCCCAUCUCUCAGACUGUAAACCGAGAGACCCUAUCUGGGUUUCUAAAGCAGCACCGCAUCGCUUUAAACAGCCAUGGCUUCCCUCAGAGGAUCAUGGGAAAUGUAGUUUGUUAAGGGUGCCAUGAGAGAUCCACUGUUCCUAUCAGAGAGCUACAAUUCCUUUUUAUUUAUCUAUUUUUAAAAUCGUUUUUGAAUUGAAAGUUUUUCACUUGGUAUGCAAUAACAGCCAAACUAAUCUAAAAAAAGAAAAAUAGGAAAGAAAGUGUAAAAGAGAAAAAGAAAGAGAAAAAGAAAAAGAAAAAAAAGGAAAGAAAGAAAGAAAGAGAAAAAGAGAGAGAGAGAAAAGAGUAUAAUAAUAUCAAGCUCUUCACAUCUUUAUUCCACAUACAGAAGAGUGAACUUGCCCAGCUCUCACCUGGGAGCCUCGCCUCGCCUCGUCCCCUUCCCUCCGUCUCCCAAUUUGAGGGAUCCAAAGAACUACAAUUCCCAGAGCUCCCUGGGAAAAGGGGUUAAUAGUUAAACCAGUGUUCUUUCACUCAAAGUGCUCUCUUUUGCACCAGGAUCUGGUUUGUUGAGUGGCAAAGAGUUCUGCUAAAAAGCAAGUUCUACAUUCCCUGGUUUACAUUGUAUCACACACCACUUUUAACAAGUCACGGUUUCCCCAAAAAGAAUUCCGGGAACUGUAGUUUUUAAAAGGCACCAAGCAUUGUUAGGAGACAGAGCACAACAGUUCCUAGAGUUCCUUGGGAAACGGGAUUGAUCUCAUCAUUUUGCAGGAUAUCUGUGCUCCUUUUCUGUACGCAGAGUCCUUCUCUGAAACCAAGGAGCAGUAAUUACUCUCUCUCUCUCCUGCAUUUCUUGACAUUUAAAUGGCCCUUUGCCUUCAGCCAGCAGGAGAUGGAAAGGGGUUUUGCUAAUAAGGACAGUCAAUCUCCAAGUGUUGAUGACCAAACCUGACCUGGAGGUUUGCUGAGCCAGUGUGAAUGUUUGGGAUCAAGGUGCCAGUCUAAUUUAAGAGGCAGGCGCCAAGUCUUCUGAGUUUAGCUUCCCUGGAGGUGGGAAUCCUAAAUGUAAACUGCUAAUGGGUACACAGCAGGCCUUAAUUCUCAAGGAGAGGAGGAGCAGCUGGAAUCUGGGGCUGGUGGUACUUCCUGGUUGUUGUACCUGAGUAGCUAAAGGUUAGAAUCUUAGAGUUGGAAGGGUCAACUAGUUUAAUCUCAGCUAAAGCAUCCAGGUUGCUCACUGGGGAUGGGGAAAACUUUUCUGUUUUUCUUUUUAAAAUAUUAAUACUCCACCCAUCUGGCUGGGUUUCCCCAGCCACUCUGGGCGGCUUCUAAUAGAAUAUUUAAAAUACGGUAAAACAUUAAACAUUAAAAAAAAUUCCCUAUACAGUGGUACCUCUGGAUGUGAACGGGAUCCGUUCUGGAGCCCCAUUCGCAUCCUGAAGCGAAUGCAACCCGCAUCCACGGGUCAUGAUUCGCCGCUUCCGCACAUGCGCGUGACGUCAUUUUGAGCGUCUGCGCAUGCACAAGCGGCGAAACCCGGAAAUAACGUGCUCCGUUACUUCCGGGUCACUGCAGAGCACAAUCCGAAAAUGCUUAACCCGAAGCUACUUCAAUCCAAGGUACAGGGCUGCUUUCAGAUGUCUUCUAAUUGUCAGAUAGUUGUUUAUUUCCUUGACAUCUGAUGGGAGGGCGUUCCACAGGGUGGGUGCCACUGCCGAGAAGGCUCUCUGCCUGGUUCCCGGUAACCUCACUUAUCACAGGGAGGGAACCGCCAGAAGACCCUCAGCACUGGACCUCAGUGUCCGGGCUGAACAAUGGGGGUGGAGACACUCCUUCAGGUAUACACGGCCGAGGCUGUUUAGGGCUUUAAAGGUCAGCACCAACACUUUGAAUUGUGCUUGGAAACGUGCUGGGAGCCAGUGUAGGUCUUUCAGGACUGGUGUUAUACGGUCUUGACGGCCACUCCCAGUCACUAGUCUUGCUGCCGCAUUCUGGAUUAGUUGUAGUUUUCAGGUCACCUUCAAAGGUAGCCCCACGUAGAGCACAUUGCAGUAGUCCAAGCGGGAGAUAACCAGAACAUGCACCACUCUGGUGAGACAGUCCGCUGGCAGGUAGGGUCUCAGCCUGCAUACCAGAUGGAGUUGGUAGACAGCUGACAUGUUCGGGUGCAAUUCGAGCUGUAUUUUCACCUACUUCUCAGUUUCUGUGGCUGAGCUGUGGCAUUGAAAGCAGGACCCUGUCUCAAAAGCGUGGGUGGCCUCACUCAGCCAUGAAGGGUCAGUGGAUGACCUUUACCCACUCACCUACCUCGCAGGGUUGUCGUGAGGGGGAGAACCAUGAUUUGAGGGAUUGCCUGUGAUAUCAGAAGUAAUGUAUGUGCUGCUCUUGCACUCUGGUCCUGUUUGUGGGUAUCUGGUUGGCUACUCUGAGAACAGGACCCUGGAUUGGGUCAACAGGCGUGGUAAACCUUUUGACAACUGUUAACGACUAACCCUAACCCUAUACAAGAUCUCAAAGUAGCUGUAAUAUUACAAAAGAAUUUCAGAAAUAGACUGGAAAGAGAAGUUGCUGAAUUGCAACUUAUUACCAAACUUAAAACCAUGGAGAGACCUGGUCUGAAUAGAGACAUUGGAUUCUUAUUUCAUUAUACAUGGUAAAGCUGCCGGAUCGGUCCUGGGCAGAUCCCUCUGUGGGCUGGAUCGUGCGUGUGUGUGAGUGCGUGCGCUUGUGAUUUUCGGCAUCUGCGCAGAUGCGGUUUUCAGCGCCGCAAACAUGAGUCCCCAUGCUGUGCCAGUUUAGCACAGAGUACGAGUGGGCAUCUCUGUUCAGGGGCGGCUCGGGGGCCGGUGAAACAACCUCUGUGGGCUGCUUCCGGCCUAUGGGCCUUGGGUUGCUGACCCCUGCACAACAGCAUGGCAAGGGAGCGAGAAGGGAGGAACAAUGAGAGGCAGGAAGUGAUGUAUUAAAACAGUGGCAGAAGUUCGAGUACAGCAGAGAUGGAGGAACUUGCAUUCUGCAUUUGAAAAACAGCUAAGUCCUGUUAUCUGUUUAGAUUAUGCCAGCAAAGCAAAGAUGGGUCGAUUAAAUAGAAGGCGGAGGAAAAGAAAGAAUUGUGUGUGCAUCUUUCAUAGAAUUAUGCCUUAUCACUGGAAAUCCUGCAGUGCAAACUCAUUGACUCCAGGGCUGACAUGCAACUAGGUAUUAAUGCUGCUAUUAAUAGAUCUAGCCCACAUCAUGUUCAUUAAUUUCAGUGGGUCUACGCUGAGUAAAACAUAGCUGAAUGCCAACCGCUGGAAUUUACUGGGUGUUUGCAAGGGGUGAGGUGGGGCGGUGAAUGAUCUCUGCUCAGUGCUCUGAUCGCAAGAAGGUCCCAGGUUCAGUGCAGUUUAAACGCAAGGGAGUGGGGGGUAGCUUGAGAACCAAUCUUCUCAUUUUGGAAUUCCUGAACAGCUUCUGAGGAUACCCAGGGUUUGUGUUUGCAACAGCUAUAGAGUGUUGUCUAGCACUGUAGGACAUUGAGAAGCUAGUUAUCACUGGAUCAAGUUCAUCAGGUUUUUAAAACUCAGUUUUAAUAAAGGUUUUCAACAUAUAAUACAAUAAAAACUAAGUAAAUCAUAUAUAUAUAUCUGUGGCCUAAACCACAGAGCCUAGGGCUUGCCUAUCAGAAGGUCGGCAGUUCGAAUCCCUGCGAUGGGGUGAGCUCCCGUUGCUCAGUCCCUGCUCCUGCCAACCUAGCAGUUCGAAAGCACGUCAAAGUGCAAGUAGAUAAAUAGGUACGACUCCGGUGGGAAGGUAUACGGCAUUUCCAUGCGCCACUCUGGUUUGCCAAAAGUGGCUUAGUCAUGCUGGCCACAUGACCCAGAAACUGUCUGCGGACAAACGCUGACUCCCUUGGACUAUAAAGCAAGAUGAGCGCCGCAACUCCAGAGUCGUCCGCGACUGGACUAAUGGUCGGGGUACCUUUACAGAUAGAUAGAUAGAUAGAUAGAUAGAUAGAUAGAUAGAUAGAUGUGUGUGUGUGUGUGUGUGUGUGUGUGUACACACACACACACACACACACACAUAAUACAAUAAAAACCAAACAAAGCUAAGAUCUAAAGAGAAUGAAAGAAAAGGGGAGAGAGAAAAUAAAGAAGAAAAAAGAGGCACUCCCACGCAAACACAAAAGCUCAUUGUAAAAUAAUAAUAAUAUUUAUACCCCGCCCAUCUGGCUGAGUUUCCCCAGCCACUCUGGACUGCUCCCAACAGAAUAUUAAAAACACGAUAAAACAUCAAACAUCAAAAGCUUCCCUAAACAGGGCUGCCUUCAGAUGUCUUCUAAAAGUCUGGCAGUUGUUCUCUUUGACAUCUGGUGGGAGGGCAUUCCACAGGGUGGGUGCCACCACUGAGAAGGCCCUCUGCCUGGUUCCUCACUUCUCGCAGUUCGCCAGAAGGCCCUCGGUCCUGUAGCUUUAGGCCAUCUAAAAUUGUAUGAACCCAGUUUGCUAAUCUGUCAAAUGGGUAUAAUAGAAAUCUAGUUUCCUGGAGCUAUUGAGAGGGGAAGAUCUAUAUCCCCAAACAUUUGUCUACAAACAAAUUCUACAUUUCACCUCCCCAAUUCCUGGCUACAUUCAGCUCUCCUCCUUCCCAGUUUUCCCUCUCCACCCAAACUAUUCUUCUGACCUCUUCUCUGUCAUUUCUCCCAAGUCCCAGCAUUAAUUUUCUUUGAUACAGUCAUGCUUAUUUCUGACUGCAUAGGUUCACCUUGGAAAGCAGGCUGGAGCCACUUAGUUUAAGCUGCAAUGUUACCCAUUAGCUUUUAUCAGAAAUGCAAACAAUCCUGCAAAGAAUGGUUAGCCUUUAUAAACCGUUAGUGUGAAGAUGGAACCCCCUUUAAGAAAAGGAAAGAAGUACCCAGCCUCUGCUUGAUUAUUUUCCUUUCACUUCCUCUAUGGCAUCAUUUGCUGCUGCUCUUCAAAAGAGUCCUGGAUCUGUGCUCUCCAGCAUCAUCUCCCACCUACAGAAUGGUCUAUGCCAUCUUUUGGACCACUCUACUGCCUUUUAAGUCUUCUGCAUCUUCCCCCCCCCUCCUUUCCUAUUCCCUUUUGCCUGUUUUUCUUCCUUCUGCAAUAUCAGCAGCUCAGCCAAUGGCAGCCUUCUGCCUGCCCCACUUCUCUGUGACAUCAGCCAAUCAGGACCGUCUUUCUCCAUGGAAUGUUCCAUUUGGGAAGUUCCAGGGGUGAGCUGCCGUUGCUCGGUCCCUGCUCCUGCCAACCUAGCAGUUCGAAAGCACGUCAAAGUGCAAGUAGAUAAAUAGGUACUACUCCAGCGGGAAGGUAAACGGCGAUUCCAUGCGCUGCUCUGGUUCGCCAGAAGUGGCUCAGUCAUGCUAGCCACAUAACCCGGAAGCUGUACGCCGGCUCCCUCAGCCAAUAAAGCGAGAAGAGUGCCGCAACCCCAGAGUCGGCCAAGACUGGACCUAAUGGUCAGGGGUCCCUUUACCUUUACCUUUAGGAAGGUCCAUCUCUCCUCCCCCUCGCUCUCAUCCUCUGCCAUCUUUCUCCAUCCCUUCCUCCCCUCUUGCUUUCUCUCCUCUCUCUGGCACCUCUCCUCCAAACAACUCAUUCAAACUUUGGCACCUCCAUUCUGAGACUUGAUCGAUAGGGACCAGCUUACCAAGUUAAUGAUAAUCGCAGAAUAAAUGCUGGUGUUUCAAAGUUCACCCAACUUUAGCAGCAGUUCGGAUUCUCACCCCCCAACCCCCUGGCAACACACAUAACCAAAUGACCCGAGCCACGAGGAUUUCAUCGAUCGGGUGGAGGAGUUUGAACUUGCCUUGCACUCCUCUCUCUCUCUCUCUCUCUCCUGCCCUGGGUUCAAGACUGCUUUGAUUCUCUUCCUUAUCGAAAACCUUUCCCCCUAUCUUAUAAUGUCUGUUAUUUUAGAUAAAAAGCCCAAUCAAUUGAGCCCGAAAGUUUUAUUUCCUUCUGAUAACUCUGGGCCGGGCUAUUUUAACGGGGAGGUCAGUGUAUUUGCAGAGUUUGGAACAGACCCCUGCAGAUACUUGUCAGCUGUUGCAAAAAAAAUGCAUGUUGCUGUUGUUGUUAUUAAUAAUGUUAAUAUAGGUGCAGCCUUGCACCAGUUGUGAACCAGAUGCACUGCAUGAGUCAUGCAUUUACCGUAUUUUUCGCCCCAUAGGAUGCACCGGCCCAUAGGACGCACCAAGUUUUUUGGGGGGGAAAUAAAGAAAAAAAAUUAUUCCCCCCCAGGUGCUUGUGGGGCAGGCGGCGGGGAGAAGCGCUCUUCUCCCCGCCGCCCACCUGCAGACCAGGUCCGGGGACAGCGGGAAGAUGCGCUGCGCCUCCCAGCUGUCCCCGGAGCAUGCGGGGCUGGCAGCGGGGAGAAGCACGCGUCUCCCCGCCGUCAGCCUCCAAACCACAUCGGGAGACAGCGGGAUGGCGGCGUUCCGCCUCCCGGCUGUCCCCCGACCUUGUGGGGCUGGCGCUGCGGCUCUCCUGAAGCCUGGAGAGCGAGAGGGGUUGGUGCGCACCGACCCCUCUCGCUUUCCAGGCUUCAGCAAAAGCCUGCAUUCGCCCCAUAGGACGCACACACAUUUUCCCUUCAUUUUUGGAGAGGAAAAAGUGCGUCCUAUAGGGCGAAAAAUACGGUAUUCAUUUCUUCUUUUGUGGACUAACAUAAGGAGGCGAGGCUGGAUUGACCCAUCUAGUCCAGCAUCCCAUAGACCUUAGUGCAGGGCAAACUUUUUCAGCAGGUCCACUGUCCCUCAGACCUUGUGGGGGGCUUUACUAUAUUUUGAAAAAAAGAAAUGAACGAAUUCCUCUCCCCCACAAAUAACCCAGAAAUGCAUUUUAAAUAAAAGGACACAUUCUACUCAUGUAAAAACACACUGAUUCCUGGACCAUCUGCAGGGCAGAUUUAGAAGGCUAUUGGGCCUAAUCCGGCCCCCGGGCCUUAGUUUGCCUACCCAUGCCUUAGUGGGACAGUUGAACAUAUGCUUAAAUACCUCUCAUUGAAAGGUAAAGGGACCCCUGACCAUUAGGUCCAGUCGUGGCCGACUCUGGGGUUGCGACGCUCAUCUCGCUUUAUUGGCCGAGGGAGCCGGCGUACAGCUUCCAGGUCAUGUGGCCAGCAUGACUAAGCCACUUCUGGCGAACCAGAGCAGUGCACAGAAACGCCAUUUAGCUUCCCACCAGAGCGGUUCCUAUUUAUCUACUUGCACUUUGACGUGCUUUCAAACUGCUAGGUUGGUAGGAGCAGGGACCAAGCAACCAGAGCUCACCCCGUCGUGGGGAUUCGAACUGCCAAAACCUUCUGAUCGGCAAGUCCUAGGCUCUGUGGUUUAACCCACAGUGCCACCCACGUCCCUUUACCUCUCAUUUACAAAGCCCUAAACACCUUGGGACUUAGGCCCUUAGCAGGCUGAUGCUUCCGGACACAGGUUUCUCUCAUUCUUGCUUAAGACACUUUAAUCUUACACUGCCGUGCAAAUCUGGGGAUUAUAACUCAAGGGCAGUUUGGAGCUCCUGUUCACUUCCUUGCAUUUCGUGAGAAAAGCUGGCUGCUCAAAAUGCGCAACGCCUCCGUUUCUCAGCCCCACCCACUUUUCAGCAAGCCCCGCCCAGGCUCUCUGGCAAGACGACGCCCCUUAUUUUGCUCUUCCUUACAUGUUUCCUGCACAGGAAACACUCCAGCAAUGCUGCGGCCAAAGUUCAAGGGCAGCCGUGCGAGAGGAGGAGGGAUGGUUUUCUUGGAAAUGUUUUUUCCCUCCCGUCCCAGGAAGUCAACAGGAUGUGAUCUUUUUGCCUUGAUCCUUAAAAGGGCUAACUCUUAGAAUAUGUGCUGUCUUGAAAGAGUAACUCCACGUGAUUGAAAGCACCAGAUCGUCCUUUUAGCUGAUCCUUCCGCUUUGCGACGGUCUAUAGCAGGGAUCGGCAAAGUUUUUGUGGCUUGGGCCGGUUCACGGUUCUACAGACACCGCGGUGGGCUGGAGUGUGCACGCACACAUGCACAAGCGCUAUUUCCGGUGCUCCUUCCAGUGCAGCGGAAGGCGGUCCCCGCUCUGCUCUGUGCCGGUUUAGUGUGGUGCACGGGAGCUGACCGAGCGGGCGGCAGGGAUCCUUUGGCUGGUUAAAUGACCCCCAUGGGCCUCUUGUGGCCCAUGGGUCUUAGGUUGCCGACCCCUGGUCUAUAGGGUGUGAAGCAGAUGAACAGCUUUAGCUGCCCCACAAUAACACGGUGAAAUCAGCCAUUAAUGGCCCCCCAUUUUGCAGAUGAAGAAGCUGAGCCUGAGAUACUUCUCUGAAGCAGGACUGCUGCCCUGUGUCUUCUGGUAAUAAAGUAGUAUAGUAAAGGUAAAGGGACCCUUGACCAUUAGGUCCAGUCAAGGCUGACUCUGGGGUUGAGGCGCUCAUCUCGCAUUAUUGGCCGAGGGAGCCGGCGUACAGCUUCCGGGUCAUGUGGCCAGCAUGACUAAGCCACUUCUGGCGAACCAGAGCAGGGCACGGAAACGGCGUUUACCUUCCUGCCGGAGCGGUACCUAUUUAGGUACUUGCACUUUGAUGUGCUUUCGAACUGCUAGGUUGGCAGGAGCAGGGACUGAGCAACAAGAGCUCACCCCAUUGCGGGGAUUUGAACCGCCGACCUUCUGAUCGGCAAGCCCUAGGCUCUGUGGUUUAACCCAGAGCGCCACCCACGUCCCACAGCGGUAGCUGCUCCCAAUUAGUCUACUGUCAGGGAUCGAUCUUCUAUGUAGAUUCAACUCCCUAUGGACCCCUGCAUGUCUACCAUGCAACCCCUUUGUGGAUUCUGCAAAGGAUUCUGGGGGAUAUUCUAGGGCAGGGGUCGGCAAACUAAGGCCCGCAAGCCAAAUCAGGCCCAGUUGCCUUCAGGAUCCGGCCCCUGGACUGUACGUGGAUCGGCGUGGGGAUUCUGAAGGCUGGAAGACUCAGGACAUAGAAGGAGGUAUUUCUUCACGCAUAGUUGAACUGUGGAACUUCCUCCCACAGGAGGGAGGAAUGGCCAUCAACCUGGAUGGCUUUGAAAGAGGAUUAGACAAAAAUCAUGGAGGUGAGGGUUAUUGUUAUUGUUGGCUCCUGGCCAUGAUGGCAGCAUGCUGCCUUCACAGUUGGAGGCAGCAAUGCUUCUGAAUACCAGUUGCCUGGAAACCACAGGAGGAGAAAGGGCUCUUGUGUUCGAAUCCUGCUUGUGGGUUUCCCACAGGCUGGUUGGCCCUUGUGGGGAAAGGAUGCUGGACUAGAUGGACCAUUGGACUGGUCCAGUAGGCUCUUCUUAUUUUCUAGGGAUGUGCCUGCCGAUCGGAAGGUCGGCAGUUCAAAUCCCCGUGACGGAGUGAGCUCCCGUUGCUCUGUCCCAGCUCCUGCCAACCUAGCAGUUCGAAAGCACACCAGUGCAAGUAGAUAAAUAGGCACCAAUGUGGUGGGAAGUUAAACGGCAUUUCUGUGUGCUCUGGCUUCUGUCACGGUGUCCCAUUGGACCAGAAACGGUUUAGUCAUGCUGGCCACAUGACUCGGAAUGCUGUCUGUGGACAAACGCCGACUCCCUCGGCCUGAAAGCGAGAUGAGCGCCACACCCCAUAGUUGCCUUUGACUGGACUUAACCACCCAGGGGUCCUUUACCUUUCUUGUGUUCUUAAAAAUAAAAUAAAUUGGUCUGAUGCCAAAUGCACAGAGUUUUAUUAUGUUUUCCAUAAUUGGGUGACGGCUGAAUUUUCGCUCAGUUGUAAGCUUCUGGGAAGUGUUGAUCUAAUCUUAGCGGUGAAAAACAUUAUUUAUUUUAUUUCUACAUUCAUCAGAACUCUUUUUAAGACGUGCCCCGAAUCGAAGGGCUAUGGGGUCUGUGCAGACUGUGUCUGCAGAUUGUGGAAGCAAAAUUUGGAAUCCUCUCCAAACCCAUGCUAAAGUUUUGCAGAGGUUUUUCUUGGCGGUGGCAGUGUUUUAACUGCAAAACUUUGGCACGGAUUUGGAGAGGAUCCCAAAUUUGGGGGUUCAUGGGGGGUAUAGUGGACUUGUGGGAAGAUCUUCAAGUUGUCUUCCUGCUCUUACAUUCUGUAGGAGCCCCCGAAAUGCACAAUUGGUGGCCAGGGUGUCUUGUGACAGACAGGCCUAAAUAUGUGAACUAUUUCUGAUAAGGCCAUCAAAGGCAGGUCGGACACAAAAGUAAUCCUGUUUGUUUUAACGUACAAAGGCUCCAGAUUCUUCAAGACUGGGCUGGUAUCAAAGGAAAGCUCUGGUCUGAUGUCCUACAUGUUCACUCACUGCUAGUCCUGGGACAGAAUGAGGAAGUCUCCUUCUUGCUGGGGUUGUCUCCUAGCUGAGUGCUCUUAGUUAAAUUUUAACCGCUCAAACCUCCAGACUGCCCAUCCCAGCCCCACCCUGUAGCUCUGCAGACAUCUGGCGUAGGAGCUUUGCAGAAAUCCUAUAGGCAAUUGAUUUGGAUCAAGGGCUCCUGAUUCAAAAUGCUGCCAUGCAACUUUUUCAGACUUUGGUCUCCUGCUUCAACCUCCCGGUCAACCCGGCCCAUUAAGUCCUAUGAUUAUGUGAGCGAUUGUCAGCUUUCAUGUAUUUUCUUUUCCAGGCUGUGCGAACAAAGCUCUAAAUAAGGCCGGCUUAAGUGAAACCUAUUGACUUUGAGACUUAAAAGCAUUCUUUCAAACAAAAAAGCCGGGUGGGUGGAAAUCUCAUGAUUCUAAAGCUAGGCUCGGGAUUUUUUCAACGCCCAGGUUGCAGUGUGCGCAGAACAUCGCCUUUGCGGGCAGUACUGCCCUCUGAAGGAUGAAGCGCUGAAUUGUGAGCCUUCGAUGAUGGGAAUUAAGUCAGAGAACAGGUGGGAUUCAGCCUUACAUGGGUGGAAGAUUACAGGGCUGAGGUCGCCAUGGCAAAACUCUUGAUUCUGGACCCGAAGAAUGACUGCAAGUCAUUGGCACUGAUUUCUUGUGAUUUCAGAGCUUUACUGCUUGCAUCAUUUGUUUGCAUUUCAUUUCAUAAAUUUGGUUAUACCGCUGGAUUGUAGACAAACAAACCUCAAAGUGGUUACUUCUUUUUCUCCACCAUGGAUAGCUUAGUUGGUUAGAGCAUGGAGCAUGUAAACGCCAAGGUUUGAAAUUCGAUCCCUGUAUGGGACAGCUACAAAUUCCUACGUCACAGGGGGGUUGGACUAGAUGACCCUCGGGGUCCCUCCCAACUCUUCAAUUCUUUGACUCUAUUCUAUGAUUUAUUCCAGUAUUUUGAACAGGAGGCUGGAUGAGAUGUGCCAUUGGCCGCACCCAACAGCCACCUUCUUAUGUCCUUACGUAGACGUGUUUUUUAAUCUGUUUUUUAGCUUAUCCUUGAUUUUAAUUAUUGUGAUCUUUCAGGGUCUAGAAUUCUUUAGUUCAUUGUUUUAUUCUUCUUGUAAUCGCUUUUGAGGUUUAGUGGGGGGGUGGGCGCAUUCUCCUAACAAUCAAAUAUACAGUGCUACCUCAGGUUAAGUACUUAAUUUGUUCCGGAGGUCUGUUCUUAACCUGAAACUGUUCUUAACCUGAAGCACCACUUUAGCUAAUGGGGCCUCCUGCUGCCGCUGCGCCGCCGGAGCACGAUUUCUGUUCUUAUCCUGAAGCAAAGUUCUUAACCUGAAGCACUAUUUCUGGGUUAGCAGAGUCUGUAACCUGAAGCGUAUGUAACCUGAAGCAUAUGUAACCUGAGGUACCACUGUACAGUGGAAGCUCUGGUUGGCAACGUGAUCUGUGUGGGAGGCACGUUCACAACCUGCAGCGUUCGCUACCUGCAGCACCGCAUCUGCGCAAGCGUGGGUCGCGAUUCAGCGCUUCUACUCAUGUGCAAAGCGCGAUUUAGUGCCGUUCCGGUACUUCUGGGUUCAGUGCGGUGUGCAACCUGAAAACGCUCAACCUGAAGCACCUUACCCGAGGUAUGACUGUAUAUGAUCUAUUUGAAACAAAUAAUCAAUAAAUGGUAGCCCGGAACAUCUGGAGAGCACUGAGUCGGUCUAGGCUGGCUUUACUAAUACCUGCAAUACAGUGCCUUAAGCCAUCAUUUUUAAAAAAACAAAACAGAACCAUAUGAGCUUUAUUUUAUUUUUUAAUGUCAAAACCAGCUCACAGCCUGGAUAGUUUGAAAAGGAAACCUGUAGGCAGUCUCCUUCUUCUCCAUUUCUCCAGCAGACCAAAUCAAUCAAGCGUGGGGGGUAUUUUUUCUGGACAUGUUUCCAAACACAAAAGUGUUGAAGGAAGAAAAGGAGGGCACAGGGUUUUCCAGGGCAGGUGUUUGCACUUAAUUCUGCAGAAUUUGAAAGGUGGAUUUUUAUUAUUAUCAUUCCCAGCUAUAUGGAAGGAGGCUGAGCAUCUGAGCCCAUCCUGAGAGUAGGGCUCCGUUUUCAGGUUUAACUGAGGGCCACCAGGACCAAUAUUAAGUUGCCAGUGGUGACCAGCCAGUCCCCCCCCCCAAAAAAAACCCCUCACAGGCAGAGUAGAUAAUGGGGAUGGGGCACUUCAGCUGGAUCUGGCCCUCCAUACCUUUUUCUCAGGCCCUCAGGACUCUCCCCCAAGCCCCACCCAUCACAUCCUCCUUGGGUGCUUUUGUCCCUGUUGAAAUUCCAUUUUGUUAGCUUGCCCUCACAGGCACUGUGGUCUAAACCGCUGAGCCUCUUGGGCUUCCCAAUCAGAAAGUCAGCGGUUCGAAUCCCUGCGACGGGCUGAGCUCCUGUUGCUCAGUCCCAGCUCCUGCCAACCUAGCAGUUCGAAAGCACGCCAGUGCAAGUAGAUAAAUAGGUACCACUGUGGUGGGAAGGUAAAUGGCGUUUCCGUGCACUCUGGUUUCCGUCACGGUGUCCCGUUGCGCCAGAAGGGGUUUAGUCCUGCUGGCACAUGACCUGGAAAGCUGUCAGUGGGCAAACGCCGGCUCCCUCGGCCUGAAAGCGAUAUGAGCGUCACAAUCUCAUAGUCGUCUUUGACUGGACUUAACCAUCCAGGCGUCCUUUACCCUUCACCUUUACCUUUUACCUUCUCCAAUUUGUUAAGGUCAUUUUGAAUUCUGAUUUUGCCUUCUGCGGCAUUAGCUACCCUUUCUCGUUGGGUGUCAUCUGCAAAGCAUCCCCUCAACUCCUUCAUCCAAGUUAUUUAUAAAGAUGUUGAACAACAACAAGCCCAGGACAGAGCCCUGCGGAACCCCGCUUUUCUUUUUCUUUUAUUCAUUUUCACUUUUACCAUUUGAUAUCAUACAUAAAUCAAAAUCAUUAUACAAAUGGGAUUCUCAGAAUCCCUGAACUUCCUUCCACCCCUCCACAGUUUCCCCAGAUAUUCUUUUCAAAUUGCAUUGUAUCAUAUUCUCCACAUUUUCUUCAAACUCAAUUUUAAUCGUAAUUCUUGCUUCACUGCAUGUUUUCAAUUGUCUACAGUGUUCUUUCAAGUCACUUAAAAAAAUUCCCCAUUCUUUAUUAAAUUUAUUGCCCUCUUGGUUGCUGAUUUUCCCGGUCAUCUUCGCCAAUUCGGCAUAGUCUAUCAUCUUUAUCAGCCAUUCUUAUUUUGUAGGUAGAGCACCCCACUUUUGACUUUUUCCCAGGAAUGUCAAGCAAGGAGAAACCAUUAUCUACUCUGCCUGCGAGCUAUUGGGGGCUGCUCUGGAGGGAAGGACCUAAAACCAGUGGAUUCAAACCACAAGGAAGGAGAUUCCGACUAAACAUCAGAAAGUACUUUCUGACAAUAAGAGUCCGUUGACAGUGGAAUGGGCUCCUCCUUCAGAAGGUGGCGGAUUCCCCUUCAUUGUAGGUUUUUAAACAGAAGUUGGGUGUCAUGGAUUAUUUAGAUUAUUCCUAUAUUAUUUGCAGGGACGCAGGUGUCGCUGUGGGUUAAACCACAGAGCCUAGGACUUGCCGAUCAGAAGGUCGGCGUUUCAAAUCCCCACGACGGGGUGAGCUCCUGUUGCUCGGUCCCUGCUCCUGCCAACCUAGCAGUUUGAAUGCAUGUCAAAGUGCAAGUAGAUAAAUAGGCGGGAAGGUAAACUGCGUUUCCGUGCGCUGCUCUGGUUCGCCAGAAGCGGCUUAGUCAUGCUGGCCACAUGACCCGGAAGCCGUACGCCAGCUCCCUCGGCCAGUAAAGUGAGAUGAAUGCCGCAACCCCAGAGUCGGUCACAACUGGACCUAAUGGUCAGGGGUCCUUUUACCUUUACCUUUAUAUUAUUUGCAGUAUUCCUGUAUUGCAUGGGUUGGACUCGAUGGUCCUUUCCAACUCUGCAAUUCUACAGUGCUUUAAAUGGAUGGUUUGAACGGAUGCUGCAGUAGAAGGCCUCGAUUCAGCUCUCAUCCUCUUCUUCCUUAUGUACAGGGCCGGAUUUAGGUUUGAUGAGGCCCUCAGCUACUGAAGGUAAUGGGGCCUUUAGAUCUCCAGCUGUCCUUUGUCAACAACAAAUUGUCGCUGUUUUGUGUGUUGAAUAUAUGCUAUAUGGUAAUUUAUGGACCUAAGAAGCAUCUAAAGCCAUUUGCACAUAAUAGGAGCCUACACAACACAAAACACUGUUGCUGUAUGUAGGUUUUAUUUUAUUUGUUUUUUAUCUUAUAUUUUGGAAAUGUACAUCCAGGGUGUUUUUUUCCUUUAAUUUUUUUGGGGGGGCUCCCAAGAGAGUGGGGCCCUAAGCUAUAGCUUGUUUAGCUUAUACGUAAAUCCGGCACUGCUACUGUGGCCCUACUUGAUACGCUAGUCCUUUUCAUUUAAACCAACACUUUGCAAUGCACAUUCAGCAUAAUUUAAGCACCGAGUUCGUUAAUUGCACGCCAGGCUUGAUAGCUAAGGAACUGGGGUUGAGGAGGUUACCCAAAACAGCCAGAAAAUAGGUGUGCACAGAUUGGAUGCUCUGCAGCCGGGGAUUUUCCAUGUUUCAGGAAGACCUUGACAUUCCUCUCCCUUUCCCCCACCCCUUGCUUGACAUUCAUCUUUGCAGGAUUUUGCACCAUUGCACCAAAGUCACCCCCUUAUCGUAGCAAUUUGUCGAAGGAAGAGCAGCUUUUUGGUGUUUUGAGGACUCUGUGGAAGUGCUCCUCUCGAGAUCUGUUUAGACGGAGCCUCUUAAGGAGAGCACAAAUCCCUCCUCCGCCGAGGCGAUUUGCCCAUCUGGGUGUGUUGAUAUUAAAUUUCCCUCUGUCUGUAAACAGAGCGCCAGGGGGAGGACGAAGGAAGGCCCGUUGGCAUUGGGGAGGAGGAUGGAGAUGAAAGCAGCUGGGAUGAUGAAAGGGAGUCCAGAUAACUGAUGGGGGAACAGGCAGAUUCCACCCAUCAGUGCCUGAACUGGUUACCUGGGAGGCAGCUCACCAACCCCCCCUUGUGGCUGGACUGUGGAUUCCAUUUUUUGUGCAAAAUUUACCAUAUUUUUUGCUCUAUAAGACUCACUUUUUCCCUCCUAAAAAGUAAGGGGAAAUGUGUGUGCGUCUUAUGGAGCAAAUGCAGGCUGCGCAGCUAUCCCAGAAGCCAGAACAGCAAGAGGGAUUGCUGCUUUCAUUGCACAGCGAUCCCUCUUGCUGUUCUGGCUUCUGAGAUUCAGAAUAUUUUUUUUCUUGUUUUCCUCCUCCUAAAACUAGGUGCAUCUUGUGGUCUGGUGCGUCUUAUAGAGCGAAAAAUAUGGUGCUUUCUCUCUCUCUUUGGUUCUUGGGUGGCUAAGAAGAAAUUGGAAAAUAAUAGCAAUUAGGGCCUCAAAUAAAAAUGGUUGCCGCACAGAGUGCUGCUAUUUUUUUUUCUUUUUCUCGUUUUCUCCAUUUUAUUAUUUAUUCAGUCUGUAUUAUUUAACAAAUGUCGUAACAUUUGUACCCUGCUGGAUCGUAAAAACAACAACAACCAAACGAAAAAAACCUCAAAGCAGUUUAUAUAAAAAAAGAUAAAACGAUAAAAAUCAUCCGUAAGAAAAAUUAACGACAAUAAUUUUGACAACUUUUUAAAAGCUUGUUUAAAAAACAAAAAAGGCUAAAACCAAAUUAUAUUGUUUUAUAUCUGCCGUAAGCUGCUCAGAGUGGCAAGAGACACCCAGUGAUAAUAUGGGCAGGGUAUAAAUAUUAUUAUUGUUGUUGUUGUUAAACCUGCAUCAACUUUCUACACACCCACACAUAUAUAUUAGUUUUUAACAUAUCAUUUCCCACAAUCUUUUAACACAAUUUCAUAUCUUAUACAAAUUUUUUUUUACUUCCAUCAAUCACAUCUGAAAAUUUUCCAAUCUUUUUCACUUAAUUUACAUUUCUUAAUUUCACUAUUACUUUUAAUUAUCUUGCCCAAUAACUCUCUUCAUAACCUUCCUUGCAAUAUCUGAUAUAUUCCUCCUUACAAAACGUCUUGUAAUCCUACUAGCGUAAUCUGUUGAUUACAAUUGCUUUUCAAAUAAUUCACAUAUUUAUUCCAAAGAUUUUGGGUAUGAUAUACAGUUAGAAGAUUGCAUCAACUUUCUAAACAUCUGGGUAGGCUUGUCUAAGCAAUAUUUUUUUAGCAGGUGCCUCCACUGUGCUCUUUCCGGUGUCUGCUUUGAACAGCCCUUCUGGCUACUAGCCAUCAAUGGAUCAGUCAAGUCCUCUUUUAAAGCCAUCCAUGUUUGUGACCAUCACUGCCUCCUGUGGAAGAGAGUUCCACAGUUUCUUCUUUGGCAAUCACUCGUAGCUAAGAUUGUCUUCCACAGUCUUAACAGUGAGUCCGUAAGUGACUGUGGUGGCCAAUUCUGGAUCCACACAUUCCUUCCACAAUGGGGACAUCGGUUUCCGGGUGGGAGUUGAUCACGGUGAAGGUUUGCCAAGCGUGCCUUCCUCUUAGCAUGUUUCUCCCUUUCGUCCUGAGUUCGAGUGUCUUCAGCGUCUGUGAAACCUUUGGUAAAGGCUGUUCUCCAGUUAGAGCACUUGCAGGCCAGUGUUUCCCAGUUGUCAGUGUUUAUGCUACAUUUUUAAAGAUUUGCCAUGAGAGAGUCUUUAAACCUCUUUUGCUGACCACCAGCAUUAUGCUUUCCAGUUUUCAGUUCAGAAUACAGUGGUACCUCGGGUUACAUACGCUUCAGGUUACAGACUCCACUAACCCAGAAAUAGUACCUCGGGUUAAGAACUUUGCUUCAGGAUGAGAACAGAAAUCGUGCUCUGGUGGCGCGGCAGCAGCAGGAGGCCCCAUUAGCUAAAGUGGUGCUUCAGGAUAAGAACAGUUUCAGGUUAAGAACUGACCUCCGGAAUGAAUUAAGUUCUUAACCCGGGGUACCACUGUAGAGUUGUUGCUUUGGAAGACAAUAAUCAGGCAUCCGAACAAGAUGACCAGUCUAAUGAGGUUGAUGUCGAAGAGUCAUUGCUUCAGCACUGGUGAUCUUUGCUUCUUCCAGUCCACAGGCAUUAGUUUGCCUGUCUUCCCAAGUGAUGUGUGUAAAAAUUUUCAGAGACAAAAUUUAACUCUCUCCUGUUUGGCGGGAGAGCAAAUAUUCCCUGUGACAGAAAGAGGUUGUUUUUUAAAAAGCUCCAAGAGCAACAUAAAUCUUUUCUGAAUGGAAUGUGCUUGCCUGCUGCAGCUAUUGUUCUGUUGCUGGGCAGGAGCUCUCCAGACCCUUUGCUGCCUUGAAUAAGCAUUUCCUUUCCAAGUUGUUGGGACACCCACGGGAAAGAAUCGGUGUCAAGAGGCCUCAUAAUGACAGGAUUUAGAGCUGGUGCCAGAAGCCGAAAGCCAUAAAUUGAGACGCCUUUGCCUGCUGCUCUUGGCACAGAGAGCCAGGCUUCUGAGUCCAAUGGCCUCUGCAGCUCCUCCUCUUUUAAAAUUACAAGAAGCAGGUGAGGGGUUUGGCACCGUGGCUGGAUCUGCGCUGAUAUGAAAAUAUAGAAAAAAUGCUAUAAAAAUGCAGUUUAUCGUUGGCGAUGGACUGCUGCUCUUUGGCGCCCUCUGGCACCACAUUUUUAUAAUGCAUUUUUUAACGUUCUAAUUGACCCAUGUACCUGAGUCCUUUGUCAUGGAAAGAAUCCUCACCUGCUGCCAUAGGAGUCAAUGUUGUUGGGAUACUGCCAGGGAGAUAAAGUCCAUCAAGGCCCCCAAGCCGUCUGCCGGACGAUCCAUUGACCUCCCGUAGUCACGCAGUAUCAACAAUUAGCGACAUGAGUUUCUAGAAGAUUUCUUGCCACAUUCCAGAGCUCAUGCACACUCUAUCAGCAGAUAGUCACAGCAAAAGUUGCACCCAGGAGAGCAUUAUUUACAAGUUUAUUCAGCGUUGAUCAGAACACAGAAAAACAUGACCGACUGCUUUAGUGUCUGCGACACCAGAGAGAAAACGAAAGCAACAGAAAACAUAAACAUCCUGUGAACAGGAAAUACGCAGACUCUGACUCACAAAGCCUGCUCCCUUUUAAGGUGGAACGGAAAUAUCCUAACAUCCUCCCCCUUUCCGUGUAACCUGUAGUACCUGUGGUUCAACCCAAUUGCAACCUUUGUACGUAAACCUUAAGUUGUUCUCUGUUAACAACCUUAGACAACAGAUCAGCAGGAAUUUCAUUUCCUGGCAUGUAGGACACCUGAAUGAGUCCUUUCUGAAUACACUCUCUUGCACGAUGUAGCUUAAUCUGCAAGUACUUGGUCCUUUGCUUGCAACUCUCCGAGUUCAGCAAAGCCAAACACGAUCUAUUGUCUUGAUACACUUGUACAGGACAUUUCACAGAAACUCUGAUGUCCUUAAACAGUUGCAUCAACCAUUCACAAUCCAUGAGUGAAAAUGACAGAGCAUUGAGUUCUGCUUCACAGGAACUUAGGCUCACUGUCGUCUGCUUUUGCACAACCAGUCAAACAGGCAGUGGUUGUACAUGUAGCAUACUCCAGAAGUGCUUGUACCAUCCGUGGUGUCACUUCCAAAACUUGCAUCUGCAAAGAUUUCAAGACCUCCAGUCUUCUGACUGGUGAACCUCAGCCUGUAGUGCAAAGUCCCUUUCAAAUAGCGGGCUAUGCGCUUCAGAGCUUUCCAAUCCUGAACAGUAGGAUUGUUGGCAUGUCUGCUAAGCAGGUUAGUGCUUACAGCUAUGUCAGGUCUUGAGCAUCUAGCAAUGAAAUUCAACUUGCCUAGAAUGCAUCUGUACAGCGUAGUGUCAGAAAACGCUUCAGCAGUACUGUCUACCUGGUAACCUGUCACCAGCGGUGUGUCUGCUGGGUUUGCAUCAACCAAAUUCAACCUGGUUAAUACAUCAGCAAUUUUCUGUGUUUGGUGUACCAGAAAAUUACCUGCUUGGUCCUUCUCCACCUGCAGAGAAAGAUAGUUGGAUACCUCACCAAGAUCCUUCAUGUCAAAGUGCUCCUUCAGCUGAGCUAGGGUGCUUUGGUAGAAAGCCUGAUUCUUCCAAAACAUCAGAAGAUCAUCAACAAAACAUAAACAAUACAGUUUGUUUUGCCCUCCUCCUUGACAAACACACAUGGAUCAGCUUUGCCCUGGUGAAAACCUAGAGAAAGCAAUGUCUCAGUGAGUUUUGUGUUCCAACACCUGGCACUCUGCUUGAGACCAUAUAAGGAUUUCCGCAGUUUACAGACCAUUCCCUUCUGUAUCUGCAUCCCGUCAGGUGGAAGCAUAAACAGCUCCUCGUCCAAAAUCCCGUACAAAAAGCUGUAUUAAUGUCAUGAUGGGAAACAUGCAGUUUCUCCUCUGCAGCAAUCUUGAGCAUCAGCCGAAUGCUCUCAUAUUUGACGGUGGGUGAGUAGGUCUCGUGGUAAUCCUGUCCUGGUACCUGUGAAAAACCUCUGGCAACCAAUCUGGCUUUGUGUCUGACAACCUUGCCAUUCUGGUCUGUCUUGGCCUUGAAGACCCAUUUGCUGCCAACCAGUCUCAUUCCUGGGACUACCGGUACCAAUUCCCAAGUUUGGUUCCUGUUCAAGGAAUCAACUUCAGCCUUCAUGGCAUUAAGCCAAGGCUCAGCAUCUUUAGAGGUUAACUCCUGAACCUCUUUGAAGCUUGAAGGUUCCCACACCUUCUCUGAGCUACUAAGAACAGCAGUUGCUGUCUUAGCAAACUCAUCAGCAAAUCUCUUUGGAGGUCUGCCCUUCGUGGCUCUCUCAGAUCUGCGUACUAGACGCAAGUCUUCUGGACUCAUCUCCUCCUUCUUAGGAGAAAAGUGACCAAUGGUGAACAGUGGUUCUUCCAGUUCAUUGUCAGACGCAUCAGAUGGUCUGACUGAGGCCUUGCGCUCUUGUAGUCUGCUGUGUCAUCACUGUCACCGACAUCAGCAGCAGCGCCGCCCACUGAACUGGAAUCCGAACUCUGAUCAUCAUCAUCAUCAUCAUCAUCCUCAGCAGCUUCCUCAGCUUUAGCUGCUUCUUUGACAUCACCUUCAUCCUCCUCUGGGUAACUCUGGAAAAUUCCCACAUUUUCCCCCCACUUAGGAUUGUACUCAACACUCCUUGUGAACUUAAUGGACUUAGAGUUAGUCAUCCAUACCCGGUAUGCACCUUUUUCGUACCCCAUGAACAAACCAUGUGCCCCACGCUUCCCAAGCUUGUUGCUCUGUGGGGUGUGUACCCACAUGUCAGAACCAAAGAUUCUCAUGUGCUUGAUGUUGGGUUUCUUACCAAACAUCUUCUCAUAGGGAGUACAACCAAUAGGUGAUGACAACCUGCGAUUAAAAGUGUAAACAAACGAGUUCAAAGACUCCCCCCAAAACUUCUCAGGGAGAUUGGCAUCAUGCAACAAUGUUUUCAGUCCUUGCAGCAACGUUUGCUUUGCUUGCUCACAAAUCUCCCAUGGAGAUCCAGGACUUGAGAGGCUAUGCUGGAUUCCCUUCUCAGUCAGGAAAGCUUCAAACUGCUGAGAAGUGAACUCCCGCCUCGAUCAGUAAACAGACAGCCAAUGCGUUUACCAUGAACAUUGUCCAACCAAGCACAGAAUGCCUUGAACUUAGGAAACGCUUGCGAUUUCUGCUCGAGCAUAAACACAUGAAUGUACCUGGAAAAAGAAUCAAUUAGAACCAUGAAGUACCUUGCUCCACCCAAAGAGGGCGCAAGUGGACCAACCAGGUCUGCGUGCACUAGCUGGUAGGGUUUGGAAGCCUGCCUGCUAGACUCCUUGCCUUUUGGAGCAACCUUCACCUUGUUCUCUGCACAAGAUACACAUUUCAUGUGAAACUUACAGGGUUUGAUGUUCAAACCCUCAACCAUCUCUGGCAUCUUGGCCAGUGCCUUCCAAGAGAGAUGGCAAAACCUUCGAUGUGCAUCGUGAAUGCAUCCUGCAUGAAGAACUUUGUUAGUUUGUGCAACACAACAAGAAUCAGCAUUAGACACAAUAGCACCAUUGUCAUCAUAAGUUAUACAGAACAAGCCAUCCAUAAACUUUGCAUGCAAAAUGUCCUCUUUGCCUUUUCUGAUGACACAGACGCUCCUCUUGAAGGAAAUCUCAAAACCACGCCCAGUCAGCUGUGGGACACUGAGCAAAUUGUCUGCAGCGCCUGGAACAUACAGUACAUCUUUGAUGGUAGUGUGCAGACUUGCCAGUUUCACAGUCCCUUCUCCUGCGAUUCGCAACGUCUUUCCGUCAGCCAGGUGGAUCUCACCUUCUUGAGGUUUGAAGGAGAUAAAUAGGUGGCGGUCCUUUGAGACAUGGCGGGUACAGCCUGAAUCAACAACAAACCUGGCCUUGGCCUUUGGAGCAGCCUUUGCAGCAAGCAAAACCUUGUUUUCCACCGGCGUGGGCUUUUGCAGCUUGCCCCCCUGCUCCUGGCCAUCAGACUUGCCUUUAGCCUUUGGUGAAGCUGUGCCAGUAAACAAAACCUUGUUUUCCACUGGCGUGGGCUUUGCAGCUUGCCCCCUGCUCCUGGCCAUCAGACUUGCCUUUAGCCUUUGGUGAAGCUGUGCCAGCAAACAACGCCUUGUUUCCUCUGGCGUGGGCUCUUCACCCUCCCUCUGCUUCUGGCCAUCUGCAGGCGUCUGCCUCUGUUUACCUUUGCCCUUCCGGCCUCUGCAAAGGCGAUGACCUUGGCUCCCACGAGAAACAGAGCUCUCAGCUGCCGACUCCUUGGCUCCCCUGGAGGCUGGAAUGCUGCCUGGGAUGACGUGACAGUCAGCUCCCCUGCAGCUUGCAACCGGUGCCCUCAGCAUCCCUGCAUUCACUCGCAUUCUGGGAAACAGCCAGGACCUCCGAUGCAGUCAAACUCUGGGCUGGGAUGACUGGCAGAUGGGCUAUCUUCAAAGCAUGCCACAUCUUUCGUGCAGUCAGAUUGCCAGCUAGCGUUUUUAUUUCCUCCAGAGAGACGGACAAGACGAUUAUGUCUAUCGCCCUCAAAUUUUCGGACUCCCAUCUUUCUGUCAGAGGAACUGGAGGGGCUUCAGACACAGUAUGCCACACUCCAAACUGACGCAGCAAGCUCUCACACCACACAGCCCAGGUCCCAUAAUUGUGCCGAUUUAACUUUGGGCACGCAGCAGCCUCAGAAGCUUGGAAAAACUCCAUUCCAGGUUUCUGCUUGAGCCGUGAGUCUUAUUCACUUCAGAGACUCCUUAUCUUAGCAGCUCAUUAAUCACGAAGCCUUUGGCGCGUCUCCCAGAUCCAUUAAUCUGCCGGAGUUCAAAGGCCCUUGCCUCGGCAAACAGAAAAGCCUCACUUUCGCUUUUCUUCCACAUACCUUUCAGCAGUCUGUCGCAGUCUUACUCUCCUGUAAGUGCUGUGAAUCUGGGCCCAUAACCUGUUGUUGGGAUACUGCCAGGGAGAUAAAGUCCAUCAAGGCCCCCAAGCCGUCUGCCGGACGAUCCAUUGACCUCCCGUAGUCACGCAGUAUCAACAAUUAGCGACAUGAGUUUCUAGAAGAUUUCUUGCCACAUUCCAGAGCUCAUGCACACUCUAUCAGCAGAUAGUCACAGCAAAAGUUGCACCCAGGAGAGCAUUAUUUACAAGUUUAUUCAGCGUUGAUCAGAACACAGAAAAACAUGACCGACUGCUUUAGUGUCUGCGACACCAGAGAGAAAACGAAAGCAACAGAAAACAUAAACAUCCUGUGAACAGGAAAUACGCAGACUCUGACUCACAAAGCCUGCUCCCUUUUAAGGUGGAACGGAAAUAUCCUAACAUCCAACUCCUAGGGACCGAGGUCCCUGCAGGGGCCAGGGGCCCCCAAAUUUGAACGCCAUUGCCAUUCAAAUAGUGCGCGUGCACCAUGUCAUGUGAUGGGUUCUGUGGGGCAGAGCUUACCUGGACCCGCCAAAGUUUUACCCAAGUUUUACCCAGCCAGGCUUUGCAAAAGGGAGAAGAAGCUGGCCAAGGCAUCAAAAGAGCCUCCCCAAAGAUUAGACAAUCUACUAAUUGCAAUGGCAACAGUGGGUGUUUGUGCAAAAUAGCCACGAGUUUGUGCAAAAUAGCCAGAAUGAAUUGUAUGAUGGGAGCGAACGUGGCGUAGUAGUUAAGACCUGGGAGAUACAGGUUCAAAUCCUCACUCAGCCAUGGAAGCUCACUGGGUGAUCUUAGGCCACUUGCUGUUGCUCAGCCUCACCUCACUGGGUUGUUAUGAGGAUAAAAUGGGGGGUGGAAAACCAUACAGAUGUCAAAGAGAAGAACAACUACCAGACUUUUAGAAGACAUCUGAAGGCAGUCCUGUUUAGGGAAGCUUUUAAUGUUUGAUGCAUUGCUGUAUUUUAAUAUUUUGUUGGAAGCCGCCCAGAGUAGCUGGGGAAGCCCAGCCAAAUGGGCGGGGUAUAAAUUUAUUAUUAUUAUUAUUAUUAUUAUUAUUACUACUACUACUACUACUACUACAUAGUAUGCUACCUUGGCGGGACGCAGGUGGUGCUGUGGGUUAAACCACAGAGCCUAGGACUUGCCGAUCAGAAGGUCGGCAGUUCGAAUCUCCGCGACGGGAUGAGCUCCCGUUGCUCGGUCCCUGUUCCUGCCAACCUAGCUGUUCGAAAGCACGUCAAAGUGCAAGUAGAUAAAUAGGUACUGCUCUGGCGGGAAGGUAAAUGGCGUUUCCGUGUGCUGCUCUGGUUCGCCAGAAGCGGCUUAGUCAUGCUGGCCACAUGACCCGGAAGCUGUACCUCAGCCAAUAAAGCAAGAUGAGCGCCGCAACCCCAGAGUCGGCCACGACUGGACCUAAUGGUCAGGGGUCCCCUUUAUGUUUACUAUGUUCUACCUGAACAAUUGGAAGCAGCAAUGCCAUAUUUCAUAAAGUGGAAAACAGGACAUAUAAGUUGUUCUCCAAAAAGAAAUUGAGUUUUUGAGCUAUUUGGGCCGGGGGGGGGGGGGGGAUAAAAAGGAACACUUCCGACAUGGGUUGCCAUACACCCAGGUUUUCCUGGAUGUUUUACCAAUUUAUGCGAUUGAUCCCCGGACGCUAUUUUUGACAGGCAAAUCCCAGCUAUGUCUGGACAUAUACACCAAAGAAAACCCCGUGUUGCAAAACAGAACACUCUGAACAGCAGACAGUACAUGGCCAUGGAUCAGCUAUCACUAAAAAGUGCUUUUUAGUGAUAGCUGAUCCAUGGCCAUUUGAUGUGCCUUUGGUGACUAUUAAUUUGCUGAUGAAGGUUUAUCAUUGAAACAGUUGGUUAUCCUAGAAGAACUGUACUGUCUGCUGCUGUGCUUUGAGCAUUCUAUUGCGAUGUUUGGAGCACCCAUCAUCUCACCUGUGUGGGAUAUUGAGUGUGGAAAGGCAUUCUGCCUCCAUUUCGGUGAUCUUUGGCAGUGACUUACCAUUCCUGUUCACGGAACAUUUAUUUGUUUCUUGUUCGUUUGUGACUCCAUGCAAAUAUUAUAUGUCUUCUGUUUAUGUCUGGACAUAUGGCAGCCCUAGGAGAGUGCUCUUGUGCUCAGGUCCUGCUUCCCAAAGACAUCUGGCUGGUUGAAGUGAAAGCAGGAUGCUGGGCAAGAUGGGAUUGGCUGGCUCUUGCAUGGGGCUGGGCGAAUGUUUGGUUUGGUGGACAUCAACUUUUGCUUUGCACCAUCUUGGAAAGGAGAGCGAGUCCAUUCCAACAGCACAAUUAGCAGGGUGGAAUUUGAUGCGUUGCGGCCUCCAAGGCCUGCAGCUGUUAUUUUUAAAACGUUCCGCUCCACAGCAAGUUUCACCCCCGCUUUGCAAGUGAUUCCAGCUUCUGUCUGGCACAGGACUGAGGCUGAAUUUCUUCCAAAAAAAAGAAGAAAUGCGUUUCUUAUCAGCUUGGGCCUGGACGUUAUGUGUGCUCUGCCUAAGAAUUGCAGCACAAACAGCCCUCUGUUACCGCAUGGUUAUAAAUCCUGGGCCACAUAUAAAUCCAGAGCAUAUCAGAUGGCAGGGGCAUCGCUUAGGAUUAUUUUCCUAAUAACAUAAGAAGAGCAUACCCUCCAACAUUUUUCUGACGAAAAUAGGGACAUCCUAUUCUAUCCUUAUCAUUAUCGUUAUUGUACUAUUUAUACCCCACCCAUCCAGGGCCGGAUUUAGGUUUGAUUACUGAAGGUAAUGGGGCCCGUUAUAUGUCCAGCUCUCCUUUGUCAACAACAAAUUGCUGCUGCUUUUUGUGUUGAAUAUAUGCCAUAUGGUAAUUUAUGGACCUAAAAGGUAUCGCAAGCCAUUUGCACAUGUGGCCAUGCAACCAGUCCAUUCAGAAUGUAGGCUCCCUAUAUAUAGAAAGGAGCAAAGCAGUGAUAUUUUAGGGAGCAGGUGGGGCCCAUUAUUUACAUCAUGGGAACCUACACAGCACAAAACACUUUGCUGUAUGUAGGUUUUAUUUUAUUUGUAUUUUUUUAUCUUAUAUUUUGGAAACAUACAUCCAGGUGUGUUUUUUUUCUUCAAUUUUUUGGCCCUAAGCUAUAAGCUUGUUUAGCUUAUACAUAAAUCUGGCACUGCACCCAUCUGACAGGGUUAGCCCAGCCACUCUGGGCAGCUUCCCACAUAUAUAAAAACAUAAUAAAACAUUAAGCAUUUUGUUUAAAAAAGCCCCUUCCUUUUACUGGGCUGCCUUCAGAUGUCUUCUAAAGAUCCCCAUGGCUCAGGGGUCGCAUAACUCCCGACCCUCUCUACAUUUCUCCAAUGAAAAUAGGGACGUCCUAAGGAAAAGCGGGAGACGGGUGGCGGGACACAGGUGGUGCUGUGGGUUAAACCACAGAGCCUAGGACUUGCCGAUCAGAAGGUUGGCGGUUCGAAUCCCCACGACGGGGUGAGCUCCCGUUGCUCGGUCCCAGCUCCUGCCAACCUAGCAGUUCGAAAGCACGUAAAAGUGCAUGUAGAUAAAUAGGUGCCACUCCGGCGGGAAGGUAAACGGCAUUUCCGUGCGCUGCUCUAGCUCGCCAGAAGUGGCUUAGUCCUGCUGGCCACAUGACCCGGAAGCUGUAAACCGGCUCCCUCAGACAAUAAAGUGAGAUGAGCGCCGCAACCCCAGAGUCGGUCACGACUGGACCUAAUGGUCAGGGGUCCCUUUACCUUUAAGGAAAAGCGGGACAUUCUGCGAUCAAAUCAGAAAUCGGGACGGCUUCUGUAAAUCUGGGGCUGUCACUGGAAAACAGGGUUGCUUAUAAUAGAUAGAACAGACAGAGGCUUUUAAGUAGAGGUUUUAGCAAUUCCUGCAAUGCAUGGGGUUAACUAACCCAAAUACCUGCAGAAAGCAGGACAUGCGCACAAGAGCAGCCUCCCUUCUCACAGUUUCAGUAUUAAAAGCUUUUUCAAAGCAACUUAUAACUGCAGAAAUAAGCUGGGUCCUAAAAAAUAUGCACAAAACCACCAGGAGCUUCUAUGUGCAGAAAACAUUCUAAUAAAUGCAGAAAGACAACAAAAAAGUGGGUUGGGGACUUUUUACACAUCUGCACCUGGGAAUAACACCCUUGAGACUUUUCUUCUGCUGUCUGAAACAUUUGCUUAAGCAGUAAACCUCCACCAGUCUCUCACAAACUUAUUUUUCGCGCUGGUACCUCAGUUUUCGAACAGCUUAGAGCUUGAACGGCUUGGAGCCUUGCCUGCAAGCAGGAGUGGAGGCGGGGAUCUCUCAGAAGUGGAGCUGGCUGGGAGGCGGGGGCAGGGGCGACAUCCCUUGCCAGGGCACUAGGGCUGCAGGUUUUGGAUGCACACAUGCCAUAUGUUUGCCACCACUUGGCUAGGUGACCCUCAGGUUCCCUGCCAACCUGACAAUUCUAUGAUUCUCUACGAAACUUGCCCUGUCCAUUCUUCUGGCCUAGAUUGGGUUGAUGCUUCCCCCUAGUGGCUGCACCAGUAGCAAGCAGGCAAAGUUAAUUUGUGCUGGUGAUUCUAUACAGUGGCACCUCGGGUUACAUACGCUUCAGGUUACAGACUCCGCUAACCCAGAAAUAGUACCUUGGGUUAAGAACUUUGCUUCAGGAUGAGAGCAGAAAGCGUGCGGUGACAGCGGGAGGCCCCAUUAGCUAAAGUGGUACCUCAGGUUAAGAACAGUUUCUGGUUAAGAACGGACCUCCAGAACGAAUUAAGUUCUUAACCCGAGGUACCACUGUACAGCUUUGGGACCAGGAUACCUAAGAUAAGGCUGCCAUACAUUCAGAGUUUCCUGGACGUAGCCAGGAUUUGCUCUGUGGAAAAUGGCAUUCAGGCGGAAUUUUUGGAAACCGACUAAAAUGCCUGAGAAAACCCAGGCAUGUGGCAGUCCAUAUUGGAAGUGUUGAUUUUCCUAAAUAAAUUGGUGGAAACUUCAUUCUGGGGGGAGAUUCUGAAAAAAAAAAAAUUGCAACAAUUUUGCCCUCCCCACCCCCCAAGAAAAGCUCAAAAAAAACAAAAACAAAGCUCAACGGAUUUUCACUUUUGGGGAAUUUAUCUCCUUAUGUUGUAUCUUCCUGCACUCCUGCAUCUAUCAUCUUAUCAGGAGAUCCGUUCCAUACAAUUUAGGAACAGGUCUUGUGUGGCACUCAGCUUUUAGAAUACCUUCCUGAAAUAUAUUAAUACAGUUUUAUUAUAGUUGUAUUUUAUAAUAUAUAUGUAUCAUAAUUCUGUGCCAUCCCGUCCCCCUCCGUGCCUAUAUUUUGGUCACUGUCUAGGGUACCAGAAAGGUGGCUUAUAGAUUUUUAAAUUGAAAAGUGAAAUCAAGAACUGUAAUCCCUUUGAAUCUUCCUUCCUGGAGCUAUAUGCACUUAACCUUGAUUGGCCUCAGGGCAGGAGAGUCAAUCGGUUCAGAUUUGCCUAUGAUUGUGCAUAUCACCUGAAUUGGAAAUGUAUUUCCAGACCAAGCCUUAUGAGGAACAGUUGAGGGAGUUGGAUAUGUUUAGCCUGGAGAAGAGGAGACUGAGAGGAGAUUGGAUGUUGUUGUUUAGUCGUUCAGUCGUGUCCGACUCUUCAUGACCCCCUGGACCAGAGCACGCCAGGCACUCCUGUCUUCCACUGCCUCCCGCAGUUUGGUCAGGCUCAUGUUCGUAGCUUCGAGAACACUGUCCCACCAUCUCGUCCUCUGUUGUCCCCUUCUCCUUGUGCCCUCCAUCUUUCCCAACAUCAGGGUCUUUUCCAGGGAGUCUUCUCUUCUCAGGAGGUGGCCAAAGUCUUGGAGCCUCAGCUUCAGGAUCUGUCCUUCCAGUGAGCACUCAGGGCUGAUAUCCUUCAGAAUGGAGAGGUUUGAUCUUCUUGCAGUCCAUGGGACUCUCAAGAGUCUCCUCCAGCACCAUAAUUCAAAAGCAUCAAUUCUUCAGCGAUCAGCCUUCUUUAUGGUCCAGCUCUCACUUCCAUACAUCACUACUGGGAAAACCAUAGCUUUAACUAUACGGACCCUUGUUGGCAAGGUGAUGUCUCUGCUUUUUAAGAUGCUGCCUAAGAUUCUGCAUAUCACCUGAAUUGGAAAUGCAUUUCCAGACCAACCCUUAUGAGGAACAGUUGAGGGAGUUGGGUAUGUUUAGCCUGGAGAAGAGGAGACUGAGAGGAGAUUGGAUAGCCAUCUUCAAAUAUCUCAGGGGCUGUCCCAUGGAAGAGGGAACAAGCUUGUUUUCUCCAUCUCUGGAGGGUAGGACUCAAACCAAUGGCUUCAAAUUACAAUUACCUUGGUUCUCAAACACCUUGGUACUCAAACAACUCGGAAGCCAAACACUGCAAACCUGGAAGUAAGUGUUCUGGUUUGCAAACUUUUUUCAGAAGCCGAAUGUGCUUUGUUUUGAGUGUUACGCUUCCGUUUUGAGUGUUAUGCUGAGGUCUGCCUGUUUUUGCUAUUUAUUUUGCGUUUUUGUUUUUGCCACUCUUUUGUUUUUGUUUUUGUGACUGUGUGGAACCCAGUUCAGCUACUGACUGAUGGACUGAUUGAUUGAUUGUGUGACUGCAGUACAGUGGUACCUCGGGUUAAGAACUUAAUUUGUUCUGGAGGUCCAUUCUUAACCUGAAACUGUUCUUAACCUGAGGUACCACUUUAGCUAAUGGGGCCUCCCGCUGCCGCCACACGAUUUCUGUUCUCAUCCUGAAGCAAAGUUCUUAACCCAAGGUACUAUUUCUGGGUUAGCGGAGUCUGUAACCUGAAGUGUCUGUAACCUGAGGUCCCUCUGUACAUUUUUUAUGGAUCAAUGGUCUCAUUAGAUAGUAAAAUUCAUGUUAAAUUGCUGUUUUAGGGGUUGUUUUUAAAAGCCAGGAAUGGAUUAAUGCAUUUUGCAUUACCUCCUAUGGGAAAGCGUGCCUUGGUUUUGGAACGCUUUGGUUUUGGAACGGACUUCCGGAACGGAUUAAGUUUGAAAACCAAGGUACCACUGUACAAGAAAGGAGAUUCCAAUUUAACAUCAGAAAAAGCUUUCUGACAGUAAGAGCUGUGUGACAGUGGAACGGUCUCCCUAAGGAGGUGGUGAACUCCUUGAAGGUUUUUAAGCAGAGGUUGGAUCUGUCAUGGAUACUUUCGCUGUAUUCCUGCAUCGCAGGGGGUUCCUUGCAAUGCCACAACUCUAUGAUUCUGCGAGACCAACUUUUGUUUCCUCUUUCUCUCCCCCUUUCCCUCUUGCUUCUGCAGAUUUUUAUGACGAUUACUCCGAAGGCCGGGAAUGCGUCAACUGUGGAGCGAUGUCCACCCCGCUGUGGCGGAGAGACGGGACUGGCCAUUACCUGUGCAAUGCUUGCGGUCUCUACCACAAGAUAAACGGCAUUAACCGACCGCUGAUCAAACCCCAGAGGAGGCUGGUAAGGAAACGCCUGCGCCAACCUAGGAUGCUGACUCUGAACUCGGCCCAGAAGCGCGAUCUCAGUUUCUGGCGGCCAAUUAGAAAUUCCCAUUCCCUAGUUUAUGAUAUUGCAUCAUUGCUUGUUAUAUUUUUGCAUGUUCAGACCAGAAACCUCCCCCCUAAAUAAAUUCACACUUGUCUCAAAUUUUGGUUUUUGGCAGAAUUUAGGCCACAACUUUAUUGAUUACAGAAAGUGUCUGGUUGCAUAGGCUCUGGUUCAACUAGCCCCCUGCACCAUGGCAGGUAGUGCUGACCCAGGGUUCCAGCAUAGGUCAGCCAAGGGUGAACACCUGGAUAAGCAGAAAGCCCUGAGCGGGCUAUCUCUGCCACCCAAAUGUCCCCCUGGACUCAGGCACGGGCACAACCCCCUCUCAGGGGAUGACCAAACCAUCGAGUCCCUGGAUUCUUUUAAUGGAAUACCCUUCACAUGGGGAUGGCGAGAGCGUUCUCCCAUCCCUAUCACCUGAACCAGAGCCUACCCGCAACCUUACAAGUUGUGACGAUUUGCUAUGCGGCAGGCGAAACCCAAAUGGCAACAGCCAAUCAGCUAAGUGGGGAAAAAUCCUGCCGUGCCCCUGUCCCAACGACAGACGACAUACGACGGCAUAGCAAGGUCAAGCGCAAAGCCCUAAAAGUAGGGAGAGGUGGGCGGGUGUUCCAAUGCACGUGCCGAAAGAGGAAGCUCUGGGUCACGUGCAUGGGCAUAAAUAGGUCCCUUGAACCAUUUGGACUGCGUCCCAUUGGCCAGAUUGCACCCAGCUACGAGGGACCUACCAAUCGGGUGUUGUGGCUGACCAAUCGUACCCACCCACAACACAGGGAGUCGGUUGUCCAGGUCUCACCACAAUACGUGCCCUCUUUAAGGGAGGACCCGAUUUAAUACAAAGGUUCCCAACAUGGACAGUAGCGCCCCCUAGUGGCGGUGGGAUUACCUGGGAGGCUCUAAGAUGCUUGAAGACAGUAAAAAGUAAAGUAAAAAAGAGAGUAGGCGGUUGCUGUAGAUAUAAAUGACUAUCAGACUCUGAACAUCCCUGGAUCAAGUUCAUCAGUUUUGUUGAAUUAAUUAAACUAGUUUUCACUGGAUUUUGGAGGAACAUGCAAUUGAUGGUUACUGCGUUGUUUUAUUGCCUUGUUAGUGGGUCGUGCAAACUGACAUUCUGAAUAACGCCUUUUGUAAGGGGUUGCAGGGACAGGAAUAGGGUGGGCCCUGAAAACACAUGUCUCAGAUCUCCAAGGUCAGGGUAGAAGGGACCCUGAGGAUCAUCCAGUCCAACCCCCUGCAGUGCAGGAAUAGGCAGCUGUCCCGUAAGGGGAUCGAACCUGCAACCUUGGCGUUAUCCGCACCAUGCUCUAACCAACUGAGCUUUCCAGGUUGCAUCUUCAGCAUUCGCAAAAGCCGUGUAGCGAAGAAGCCAGAGGCACCUCUGUGGGGAGGGAAUUCCACAACUUAGGGGCCGCUGCAGAGAAGGCCCUGUCCUAGGCCACUCCGGCUGAGCUUCUGAGGAAAAAGGAACGAUCAAGGAGGCCCCCUCUGCUGAUCUUAAUAUCUGAGGGGAUCUGUAGGGAAGGAGCCGGUCUCUCAGAUGCUUAGGGCCCGAGUCAUUUCAUGCUUUGAACCCAAACUGUGAGCACCUUUAACUGGGCCCAGAAACAAACCGGUAGCUGAUGCAGCUGUUUUAGAACAGGGGUUGUGUGAGAUCUAGAGGUGACCACAGCCAGGAACCCGACCUCUGCAGACUUUAGGUUUUCUUAAAUAAGAAUGGUUUGCCCAAGGCCACUGGUGAGUUAACAGCCAUUUGUUCUUGCUUCCGACCCUUGUUCCCGCAGUCGGCUUCCCGUCGGAUCGGGCUCUCAUGUGCCAAUUGCCAUACCACUACGACCACGCUGUGGCGCCGGAAUGCAGAAGGCGAGCCAGUCUGUAACGCCUGCGGUUUAUACAUGAAGCUCCACGGGGUAAGAGCAACGUGCCAAAGCAGAGCAUUCAUUUUGCAGUCUCUCUGGAGCAUGGGAUAUGUAGUGUACGAAAAUGCUCUCCCUGCUUGGCUUUUCCUGCGCAUAGGGGAACUAUUUUAUUUUGUUCAGUCCUUCCAUUUGUUUUGACUUAGGGCCCUUGUAUUUACGGGACCGCCUCUCCUGGUCUGCCCCGCAGAGGACCUUAAGGUCCAUGAAUAAUCAUAGUUUAGAGGUCCCGGGCCCUAAUGAAGUCAGAUUAUCCUUCACCAGGGCCAGGGCCUUCUCAGUAAUGGCUCCGACCUGGUGGAAUGCUCUGUCCCAUGAGACCAGGGCCCUGGAGGAAUUAACUUCCUUCUGCAGGGGCUGUAAGACAGAGCUAUUCCGCCUGGCUUUCAAUUUGAACUUAGCCUAUCUUUUAUUCCCCUUCCUUCCCUCCCCCUCCCCUUUGUAUGAAGAUUACCCGCUCUGGGAUCCCACAGCUAAUUCCCCCCUGUCUCCUCGCUGGCCCAAAUAGGACUAAUUUAGCCAGCUAGCCCUGGUGAUCAUCUAAUGUUUAUUGGAUGGAUUUUCCCCCUAAAUUGAUUUUUGAAUUCUGAAUUUAUUGUUAUUCAUGUUUUAUACUGCAUUUUAUGCUGUUUUUUGUUGCAUCAAUGAAGUGCUUUAAAUUUGUUGUUAGCCGCCCUGAGCCCGGUUUUCAGAACCGGGAAGGGCGGGGUACAAAUAAAAAAAUAUUUAUUUAUUUAUUAUUCUCACCCCUCCUCCGCGAGGUAAGAGUGACACACCAAAGAAGAACAUACGUCUUGCAGUCUCUCUGGAACAUGGAAUAUGUAGUGUACAUGGCACCAUGGAACUACUGCCCGUGCUUGGCUUUUCUCUGUGGUGUGACAUGCAUUGUGGAACUAUUUGAUUUCGUCCGGCCGUAAAAUGAAAAGAAAACACUUAUUCAAUUAGUGCAUAGUUUUAACUGUGGAACUCCCUGCCACAGGAUGGUCACCAAGCUGGAUGGCUUUGAAAGAGGAUUAGACAAAAUUCACAGAGGAGAGGGCUGUUGAUGGCUACUAGACACGGUGACCAUGGUCUGCAAUUCACAGUUUGAAGCAUCAAUGCUUCGGAACCAGUUGCCUGGAAACCACAGGAGGAGAAAAGACUCUUGUGUUUAAAUCCUGCUGGUGGGUUUCCCACGGGCAUCCAGUUGGCCCCUGUGGGAAAAGGAUGCUGGACUAGAUGAGCCCUUGGUCGGAUCCUGCAAGCACUUUUUACGUUCAGAUGUUCUUAGCUUGUCUUCCUUGCGGUGAGAUGAAAACCUGCUACGAAACAGUUCUGCCUCAGUUCCUGGCUUUGCAGCCCAGCUCCCGUUAGCCAUGGACCGUGUAAUAUUGGGAGGGGUUGAUGUUCCUGGGGUUUUGUGCAUGUUCUAAAAGGCUGGUGUCUCCUUAGGUCCCGAGGCCUUUAGCAAUGCGGAAGGAAGGAAUCCAGACCAGGAAGCGGAAACCGAAGAAUUUAAACAAAUCCAAGGCGCCAUCAGGUGACUGCAGGGUUGCUUGCUUUGCAAAAUGUAUAUACCACCUCACAGCCCAAGUCAGAAACAAUGAAACAAUUUGUACAGAUCACCGAACCAUAGAAUUUUAGUCCCAACUAAAGAAGAAUGGCAAUUUAAGCUGAUGGAAUAUGCGCAACUUGCCGACUCAACAUAUAAUAAUAUACUAAUAAUAAUAGUUUAUUAUUUCUACCCCACCCAUCUGAUGAUGAUGAUGAUAAUAAUAAGAAGAAGAAGAAUACCUUUAUUGUCAAUGUACAACCUGUGCACAAUGAAAUUAACAAAGCCACUCUGGGCGACUUCCAACAAAAGAUUAAAAAUACAUUAAAACAUCAGUCAUUAAAAACUUCCCUAAACAGGGCUGCCUUCAGAUGUCUUCUAAACGUCAACAAGAAGAACAUACAUUUAGAAAAGACUGGAAAAUGUUUAUUGAAUAUGAGGGGAAAUUGUGUACACUUGAAAAAGGUUGGCAGCAUUUAGAAAAAUUCAACUGUGUAAAUAAGUUUUGAUGGAUGUAAUCAUGGAAUACUGAAUGGUUUAGUUUAUGUAAAAUACACAGGGAUCUAUGGCAUGCAAAAUGAACCAUGGAAAGACAAGAAGGGAAGUCAUUGAUAUUUUAAGGUUGUUCGAAUGAGUAUUCUAAAUUGUAAAACAAAAAAUUCAAACCACCAACUUUCUGGUUAACAGCAAAACCCAUUGCACCACACAAUUGAUUUUCCAUUAUUGAUCCACAAACAAACAUCACAACAUUGCAAUUUAUGUAAUUUCAGCUGAUUCCAGAGGACUUGAGCAGCAGUGCUAAAAGCCCAAGGGAGAGCCACCAGAUGCCCAGUUUGUUAUCUUUGCAAAAAAAACGGAAGGCUCCCCACCCCCACCCCCCGGAUGAAAAAAUUGACCACAACAGAAUCUGGCACAGUCUCAAGACAGACCUAGUUUAACGCAUUGUUGUCUUCUCCCUUCUCUUCUGCCAUGCCCAGGGUCUGCCAGCAGCGACAGCCUCCCCUCGUCCGUCAGCUCUGCCCCCUGCACCACCACGACAACAACCACAACUGCCAUGGAAAAAAUGCACCCCAUCAAAAUGGAACCGGGGAUCUCCUCUCAUUACGGGCACCAGGCGCCCAUUCCACAGGUGAGGAAGGAAGGAACCGCCACAGGAGGAACGGGGCAAAAGGAAAAGAUUGUGGGGCGAUUAUAGAAUCGUAGAACUGUAGAAUGAGAGGGGACCCUGCGGGUCAUUCUCUCAAUGCAGGAAUCACACCUAAAGAGUCCCUGAUGGAUGGCUACCCACAGGGCUGGAUUUAGCUUUGAUGUGGCCCUCAGCUACUGAAGGUAAUGGGGCCCUUUGUAUGUCCAGCUGUCCUUUGUCAAGAACAAAUUGCAGCCAAUUUUUGUGUUGAAUAUGUGCUAUGUGGUAAUUUAUGGACUUAAUAGGUAUCUCAAGCCAUUUGCACAUGCAGAAUGUAGGUAAAGGUAAAGGGACCCCUGACCAUUAGGUCCAGUCGUGACCGACUCUGGGUUUGCGGUGCUCAUCUCGCUUUACUGGCCGAGGGAGCUGGCGUACAGCUUCCGGGUCAUGUGGCCAGCAUGACUAAGCUGCUUCUGGCGAACCAGAGCAGCGCACGGAAACACCAUUUACCUUCCCGCCAGAGCGGUACCUAUUUAUCUACUUGCACUUUGACGUGCUUUCAAACUGCUAGGUUAGCAGGAGCUGGGACCAAGCAAUGGGAGCUCACCCCGUCGUGGGGAUUCGAACCACCGACCUUCCGAUCGGCAAGCUCUAGGCUCUGUGGUUUAGACCACAGCGCCACUCGCAUCCCUUGCACUAGGGUAUAAUUCAUCUCUAUUAAGCAUAUUAUUGUGUAUAAUUGCGAGUUGCUGCUGUUAAUUACUUCCUUCCCCUGCACUUCUGUUGAUAAUCUGUUUUUCUCUCUCUUUCUCCAUUCCACCUCCACACACCCCCAAAAUCAGGCAUUCUCAGUCGCUGCCAUGUCUGGACAUGGACCUGCUCUUCACUCUCCCAUGCCAAGCCUCAAACUUUCUCCACAGAGCUACCCGGUAUCUAUGAGCCAGUCUCCGCAGCCCAGCUCCAAGCAAGACUCCUGGAACAGUCUGGUCCUGGGUGAAAGCCACGGAGACAUUAUCACGGCAUAA